CACAUGUACGGGGGACUGUCGCUAUUUCGAGCGCUGGCCACGUGGCCCGGGCCGUUGCCUAAAUUUGGCGGCUGGGCCCAGUUUCAGACUGGCAGCGACCCGAGAGGAGCGGCUGCGACCCCGGGGGUUCCUACUCGUAAGUUGCCAGCAGCCCAAUCACAACAACCGCGUGUUGUUGACCCGUUGGACCCGCGGCAGGUGGCCGCCGCAUCCCGGAGCCAUGGCGAGCAGCGCGUCCACCACCACCACCAUCAGCAGCAUCGCGGUGCAGUCGGGCAAUACCGGCUCGUGAUAGCCCUCCUGCAGUCUGGCGACGUCCUGGAGCUGCGUAUCCAGGAGUUGUCGCCGGAGAUGAGCGACGUGGGAAGCAACUACGAAGAGGCGCUCCACCUACAGCAGCAGCACCAGCAGGUCCUUCAGAAGCUACAGAACAAGCAGAGCCCCGUCGAGGAGCUGCUGAGCCAAGCGGAUGAGCUGAUCGCAAACCAAAAGCCCAAAGCACAGGUGUACUCAGCUAUGGCACACAACCUUGGCCUGGCGUGGAAGAACCUGAACGCCCAGUUGGAGCACCGAAGUAUCGUGCUCGAAACCGCCGUACAAUACCACGCCGCGGCCAAGAAGCUGUCCGAUGAACUGACUAAGGGUGAGCAAGAAUUCUCGGACACCGUGUUGCCAGACCAUGUUGCGGCGUGUGAAGCUCGCCUGCAGAAGCUGAAUGAAGCGCGCAAAGCCAUCCUCGAGGCAUCCAAGCGGAGCCUCCAGCCAUUCCAGAACCUGCUGCAGACGCUCAAGGAGGUAGCCAGCACGGGCGACUCGCGACCCCUGCAGCCGGCGGCCGCCCUGGCUUCCAUAGCGGCCCUCGAGAGCCAGCACGAAAAUCUCCAGGACCAGCGGCGGAAGCUGGGCCUGCUGUGCGAGGCAAGGAAAGAGGCGCUCGAGAAGCGGCUCCGAGCCCUGAUGCUGAGCAAGGAACUUGACGAGGUGGAGCGUCAACUGGACCACAGCCCCGAAGAUGCAGCCUUGGGCGAUUCCCCUGCGAGCAGCGAAAUACUUCUCCACGAGCACACGACGAGGAUCGCCUCCGCCAACGAGAAAUUGCGAGAUCGAAUGCUGAAACUGCUCAAGUCUGCCAAGCAAAUUCAAGACGCGGAGGUUGAAGCCCGCGCCUUUAACCUGAUGGCGCGCGUGACGAGCCGCAUCGAACGCGACGAGGCCCGGAAGAAGGACCUCAAAGAGGCGGUGGAAUUCUUCAACGAAGCCCAAACGGCCCUCAACAAAUUGGACCAGCUCCAAAUUCAAGUUUCCCAAGGUCCCGUUCAAGACGUGGCUGCAGCGACCGCGCUUUUGGAUGCGUGCGUCGAAAGACCUCUCCUCCUCGGCCAUGGCAUCCUGACCCGCUUGUCUGUCGGCACCAGUGGCGUUCAAGACAAGGUCGAUGAACUCCAAUGCCGGCACCUGCAAGUGAGGCAGAUGUACGAGCAAAAAGCGGCAGAUGUCGUGGAGAGCAGCGAGCGCGCAAUUAGCUUCUUGACACAGUGCAAUAGUCUGUACAAGUGGUGCAUCGAGAUCGUACAGACGUUCCUGGAGCGGAAUAGCCAUCUUGACAUUGGAGCACCAGCUGCUCACGAUUUCUUGCAAAGACACCAGAAGAUGCUAAAUGAGCUGCAAGCCAGAGAGCCACAGAUGACGAUGUUACUAGCGCAGGACGAUUCAAGGUCCAAAGAGCUUCUUCAGCUAUGGCAGCACCUACGUAGCCUCCUGGAGCAACGCAUUCGAAUUGCCCAACGAUACCUGAGCUGCUGCAAACUGUCUACUGAGUUGAUGGAAGACUUGAAGACAAUGGGCGACGCCGGUCCGGAGCGGCAAGCUUCCAUCAACGAAAAUUUCAUGCAGUUUGAUCACAACGCAAACAAUUUUCUGCACGAUGCCCAAAGAAUUCAGGACACGUGCUUAGAUGUCACAAAAGCGGUGCGCCACAUCCAAGAAACACUGGACCAAUGCCAUCAGCUGAAGAACAAUCCUGGCAGUAAUACGGAACAACUGAUCAAAGAUGCCCAAAAAACCAUGGAGUCAGCAGUAAAGAUCGAGUCGGAGCUGUACCCUGCCAUACCUCGGGAACUGAAUCGGGCCGAGACCAUCGCGCAGUACUUGGGACGACAUCUAGACACAUUGAUGCCUCUAGUCAGGACGAUCCAGUCAGAGCUGGAUGCGAGGAUCGAAGCGACGUCUACACUUCAGAGGAAGGAGCACCUCAUUCAGCAACUGCGUUCGACUCAACAGAGUUUUCGAAGAAACAUCUCUCAGUAUCAAGACUUGGUCAGGGCCAUGAUAAGUUUUUUUGACUACUUCGCUCAGCUGGAGAAGAAACUUCAAGAAACCCACGAAUAUGAAGCCUUACUGGCAGAGGCUAAGCAACGAGCAGAGCACUUGGCAACGUUAGUUGACAAAACUGAACCGAGCGAGGCGGCGGUGCUGGACCGCGACAAAAUCCACUCGUUGGUGGACAACCAAGGCGCGCUGCUGGUGGCCAGUCUGCGCAAGUCACACCAAGAUUCGCAGAUGAGUAAGUUCAACGACGAGCUUCACCUGAUCAACCAGCAGGUGCGUGAGCUCACCGAUUCGCUGAAGCGAGACUCCUCCAAGUGCCACGUCGUGGAGUUCCAGCAGCGCAUUCAGUCCCUGGAACGAAGAAUCGAGGUGCUCAGUACCUCCUCCCGCCUGCAGACCGACAGCGCGCGGAUGGAACUUGAAGAGCUCACAUCUCGAUGGCGAAAUUUCCACAAGGAAGCUAUGGCAGCGCCCCCACCACAGCCUCAGCCUAUCGACAAGAAGAUGCAGGAAGUGAAAGAAGUGUGCGGACCGUCGUUCGUGGUGCCCCUGGAUGACGUUGAAGUGCAAGAAGGCGCGAAAUGCAGCCUCGUAUGCGUACUGGCCGGGCAUCCACCUCCAACGGUUCAGUGGUACAAGGAUGGUGUGUCCAUUCGCGGGAACUCGGACUACGUCACCACGAGCCAGCAACUUGAGGACGGUACGACAGAGCAGAGGCUGACCAUAGAGGAAACCCUCGCCGAUGACUCAGCCAAGUUUUGCUGCAAGGCUAUCAACGCUGCGGGUCUGGCCGAAACGUCGUGCCGCCUGAGCGUCCGAGAGCAACCACGCGACAGCGCCCUGGAAGAAGUGUUCAUCGAAGCCCUGGAAGAGCACACUACGCAGACGGUCGGCGGGGUGCUGACGGAGCCGACGUUCGUGCAGCCGCUUCCGGCCAUCACCCAGUUGCGGCCCGGCGAAGAGCUGCGCCUCGAGUGCACCGUGCAGGGCAGGCCCGAGCCGCGCGUCUCCUGGUCCAAGGACCUGCUGCCCGUGCGGGACGCCGCCAAGCCCACCCAGGAGCAAGGAAGAGCGCGGCUGCUGCUCGCUGGCGCAACCGAGGGUGACUCGGGCACCUACACGGCCGUCGCCAAAAACAAGGCCGGGGAGACGGCCUGCUCCUGCCAAGUGAAAGUGGCCGAGGACGCUCCGCCGCAAGAGCCUCCGCGAGUGCUCAAGGCGCUGGAGGACCUGGAAGUCAAGCCCGGACCGGAUCCCGUCACGCUGGAAUGCAUCAUUGUUGGGCGGCCCGAACCAGAGGUAAUUUGGUACCACAACACACAACCUAUCAAGGAGUCCGAGCGGGUGCGACUUUUGUUCCGCGGAGACAAGUGCUCUCUUUUGUUCAACGGCAUGGGCACCCAGAACGCCGGCACAUACCGCUGUUCAGCGGUUAACCCUAUGGGCAGCUGUUACACGGAGUGUAAAGUGCGUGUGCCGCUCUCCGCUCCCGUGUUCCUGGAGCCUCUCAGAGAUGUGACCACGGAUGAAGGCUGCCGUGUGGUGCUCACUGCCAAGUUGUGGGCGCCGGAGCCUCCCUUCGUGCACUGGUUCAAGGAUGGCAGAGAACUGCUGCCCAGCCCAGAUUUCCAGGUCAGCCACGACCCGGACGGAACCGUGAAGCUACUGAUUCCCAAGGUGGCAGGCAACAACAGCGGUCAUUACGAAGUAGAGGCCAGUAACCCCGGAGGACGCACGCGCACAGGCUCCAAGAUGCACGUUCGCGAAUCUCAGAAGGCGGUCCAGGCGGCUACCACCACCCAGCUAGCGGUGUCGAGGACGUCGAAGCAGACCGUGUCUGUUUCCAAGAGUGGCUCGGAGCUGCGGCUAGCCCGUUCGCUGCCUUCCGAGCUGGUGGUGCAGAGUGGAACCAAGGUGUGCCUAAGCGUGGCCAGUGCGCAGCCGCCCGGUGGCCAGUUGACUGCCUCAUGGUUUCGGUCGGGUCAGCCUAUCACUGACUCACCAGACUUCCGGCUAACCCGGUCACUGGAGAACGUGGCCGGCACGUCACUGGCCGUGUUCAGUCUGACCAUCUCUGAGGCCUUCCCUGAGGACUCUGGCGACCUUGAAGUGCGCGUGCAAGGUCCUAAUGGCGUUGUGACCGCGGACACCAAGCUAGUUGUGCUUGACGAAGACGACGAAGGAACUGACAACGUGCAAAGGCGCGACGAGGGCAUCCAACAAGCGAGCGAGGUAAAAGUGUACGAGACAAAGCUGCCUCGACCGGGGCCAGGAGACUCAACUGGAUUGGCUCUGUCGGGAGACCUGCAAAUGCGCGUGACUGAAGUGACGCAUGUGAACGAGAUGCCACCGGAGGUGUCUGAAGAGACUACCACCAAAAUAGUGGACAAUGCAAGUGCCAAAGACAAAGUCACAGAAGAAGUUACCCGCCGAGUGACCAAGAGAGUCACUGAGAUUACCAAGACCCAAACUAAAGAGCUGAGCACCAGUCGGGCCAGCCGCGCGGCGGGGCCCUUGGGGCGCGUCGAGCCUAUCCCGGUGGCCCCGGAGCCCAAAUUCGACAUCCUGGAGCCCAAGUACGAUGCCCCGCUGUUGGGCAGCAGGCCCAUCCGCGCGCCGUCGCCCGUGCAGCCGGAAGAGAGCCGACCGUCGCUGUUCGAGCCGCUCUCGGUGCGCACCAGCUUCUGCCUAGAGACGGGCCAAUUCCAGAGUCCGCGCUCCAUCAUUCGCACCAAGACGGCCAGCCCCGUGUGGAGUCCCAAGAAGAAGGCCGUGGUAAUCGCCGAGAAUCCGGCAACUGGUCAGCGCGUGUCGGCACCUAUCUUCCUGCAGGGUCCCGAGGACGUGUACGCGGCGCCAGGGCAGCCGGCGACGCUGCGCGCGCUCGUCACGGGCUGCCCGGCUCCGCGGCUGCGCUGGUUCAAGGACGGCCAGCCCGUGCACGGACCCGACCACGUGGUGGGUCAGCCGUCCGGUCCGGCCCCUUGGACCGCCUGGCUCAGUAUCCCCGAGGCCUUCCCCGAGGACUCAGGCGUCUACGUGUGCACAGCGUCCAACCUGGUGGGCAACACGAGCGCCUGCUGCAGGCUCACCGUCUUCGAAACCGGGAUGGUCGUGCAGCCGGCCCACACGUGGGGGCCUCCGAACGCCAGCCCGCCCACGUUUGAGCCAAUCACACAGGGCGGCGGGCUGCUGUACGAAGGAUCUGAUGCCAAGUUCCAGGUCAAGGUACAUGGGAACCCACCUCCCGAGGUGGUGUUCACGCGGCGGGGCAUGCCGCUGCGCAACGACCCGAGGCGCCAGGUGACUUACGACCCGACGACAGGCAUCUGUUGCCUGCACAUUCGCAACCUGACAGCCGAGGAUGACGGCGACUACAAUUGCUCGGCCGUCAACAUUGCGGGCGAGGCCUCGCUUACCCUUACCAUCCGCGCGGCGGCGGCAGCUGUUAUGCGUGGUCAGAUGCAACAGAUGACGACAGUUCAAAGGACACAAGUCAUCGAUUCGAGGACACAAGUGCAAGAUGGCGUUUCGCCGAUCCACUACUUUGCUGGUCACGACCAGACUUUCAGAGUGGACACAUUCGAGUACCGGCUCUUACGCGAAGUGGAGUUCCGCCAGUUCCUGAUUGGACGCGAGCAGGCUCCUCUACCGGCCAUUCCGGGCGCGCCCAUUUCUGCACCUCAGAUUCAGGCACGACCUCGCAACUCCAAGCUUCUGGAAGGAUCCGAUGCCACGUUCACAGUUAAAAUCGUCUCCAAUCCUCCAGCACAGGUUUAUUGGUUCCGAAACGGCGAGCGCCUUCAAGCAUCGCAGAGGGUGAUCAUGGAGCAGCAAGGCUCGACUUACAUUCUCCGUAUCCACAUGGCUCUGCCGGAAGACGCUGGCUAUUACACAGUCCUCGCAGAAAAUAAUCAAGGCUGCGUUGCCUGCUCUGCGCACUUGGUUAUAGAAUCUAUGCCUAAGGCCGAGGAGCCAAGACAGGCAGACUCAUCCAGCUUCGUUAUGACAGAAACAUCACGAACGCUCAAGCCCAGCUUUAUCAAAAUACCUCAGGACCAGGAGGUCACCGAAGGCAAGAUGGUGCGCUUCGAUCUGCGUGUAUCGGGACGGCCAUUCCCAGACAUAGCAUGGUUGCGGAACGGGGUUCCCGUCAACGACGACGCCAAGCACAAGCUGCUGGUCAACGAAGGAGGUCAGCACGCACUCAUGAUCACGGCGGCAUCCCGGGAGGACGCUGGAACGUGGACUUGCAUCGCCAACAACAAAAGCGGCGAGUGCCGCUUUGAAGUACACCUUGUGGUCAUCGAAAAGGAGCAGGUGGUGGCACCCAAGUUCGUCGAGCGCUUCCAGUCACUGAACGUGCGUGAGGGCGAGUCUGUGACGCUGCACUGCCGUGCCGUGGGUACGCCGACACCGCGCAUUACCUGGCAGAAGGACGGCCGACAGGUCCACUCACAGCCGCCCGACCUUAUUAUUGAGACACAAGAAGGAAGCUCAGCAUUGUACAUGAACCGUGCCACCGUCUCAGAUUCAGCGUGGUACCAGUGCACUGCGCAAAACCAAGCGGGUUCGACGGCGACAAGGGCACGACUACAUGUGAUAGCUGAACCGAAGAAGCACAGCGAGCCAUGGUCGCUUCACCUUCCCAAGCCAAGUAAAGUUAUCUCGCCCGAGAAGUCGCCACCGCGCGAAACCAUCUGGCUGCGUCACGUGGAGCGUGCCUAUCAGCCAGUGCGGGGACCGGAUGACGAGAGGGCACCCCAGAAGCCGGCCUUCACUACACACUUGCAGGACUUGAUCUUGCACGAGGGCGAGCGCGGCCACCUCGACGCUAGGCUGAUUCCCAUCGGGGACGAAACCAUGAUCAUUGAAUGGUUUUGUAACGGACGCCCUAUUGAAGCAAGCUCCCGUGUAAUGACCACGUAUCGCUUUGGAUAUGUGGCGUUGACGCUUCUGCAUGUCUAUCCUGAGGAUUCUGGCGUAUACGUCUGCCGGGCAGCCAACGAAGCCGGAGAGGCGACGACCACGGCCACACUGCGAUGCACAGCUCGGCCAGCAAUCGAACGCAAAGCUAUCCAAGAGGACAGUAUCAGAGCCAUUCAGGAACUGGAAGACGCCGAGAAAUACUCCCGACAACUCUCCAUCGACGAGACCGCAACUCUUACAAAGCCUGUGUUUAUCAGGCCACUGAGCAACAAGGACAACCUUCUCGAAGGAUCGAAUUGCCACUUCGAAGCCCAGCUGACUCCUGUAAACGAUCCCACUAUGAAGGUGGAAUGGUUCCUUAACGGCCAGCCACUGACAACAGGGUCGCGCAUCAACAGCACUUUCAGCUUUGGCUACGUCGCCCUGAACAUCAUGUCACUUCGUUAUGAGGAUUCCGGAGUGUACAUGUGCAGGGCCACUAACGCCAAGGGAGAGGCUGUCUCUACAGCGACCUUGAGGGUGAAAGCGCAAGGCCUUGUCACUGGAGACUUGGGCAUUCCGGAGCAAGAGGCUUACAUACGAAAGACGCAGGAGCUGGAAGCAUAUCAAAUGGCCCAGCACGCGCCUAAGGAAAUAAUUUUCGAACCGGUUUCAACUAUGAAGCCCAACUUUAAGACAGGUCUAAGGGAUCAGCUGAAUGUCAAGGAGAACAUCACAGUGCACUUCGAAGCUCGCCUCGAGCCUAGUGGAGAUUCGUCGAUGCGCGUCGAAUGGUUCAAAGAUGGACGUCCACUGGAAGCUAGCUCUCGAACUACGACUUUCUUCAACUUUGGUUACGUUUCUCUAACAAUUCGUGGAGUCGAGGCUCGCGACUCGGGUGUGUACACCUGCCAAGCGACCAACUCCAUUGGCUCCGCCACUACGCAGGCCCGCCUGAUCUGCGUGUCUCAAGCGUCAAUUGUUAAGGAGACUCAGCACCCUGGUGGCCUUCAGAAGAUCCAGCAUCUGGAAGAUUCCUCGCACUACCAACGAUCCGAAUUCGAAGAGGUCUCCAUAAAGGAUAAGGCAAAGUUCACACAACCGCUUCAAGGACCCAAUUCCAUAAAGGAAGGACAAAGUGUCCAUCUCGAGACACGCCUGGAACCAAUGGGGGAUCCCGACAUGAAAGUUGAAUGGUUCCACAAUGGUCGUCCACUGGCUACUGGUCAUCGCUUCAAGACGUACUUUGACUUCGGAUACGUCGCUUUAGACAUUUUAUAUACAUUCCCCGAAGAUACUGGCACCUUCGAAGUCCGUGCCACCAACAAACUUGGAACGGAUGUACUGAAGAAGGAGAUUCACGUUCAAGCAAAAGCUGCCGUUGACACAAGCGCAAUCCACGAAGUAGGGCUUGACAAAAUUGAGUACCUUGAGGGGUCGGGUGUCGACCACAGCGGCUACCACAUCGAAGAAGUGACAAGGACUAAGCCGUACUUUAAGGUUCCCCUGAAAGAUCCCAAGGGACCACUGAAAGAGGGAGAGUCUGUUGUAAUGGAGUGUGCCAUUGAGCCUGUCCAGGACCCGACUAUGAAGGUUGAAUGGUUUUUCAACGGUCGCCCGCUGCCAAGUGGUCAUAGGUUCAUUACGAAGUACGACUUUGGCCGGGCAUUCCUUCAGAUCUUAAACCUGGUUGCAGAAGAUACCGGGCAGUACACUCUGCGAGCGACCAAUCAUCUUGGAUCUGCGCAUUCAACCUCAUGCAUCAAAGUUAUUGGUAAGUCCGGUGUAAUCACCGAGUCGCAGUACCCAGAAGGCUGGGAAAAGAUCCAGCACCUGGAAGACCACUCGCGCUACACCCGCCAGGAGCACCAGGAAAGCAUCAUCACCCAGAAACCCACAUUCAGCCGACCGCUGCAUAACGUGGAAACUGUAGAAGGCGCCAAUGUACACCUAGAGUGCCGGCUGCAGCCUGUUGGCGAUCCCACCAUGCGGGUCGAGUGGUUCAGAAACAGUGUGCCUAUCAAAGUCGGACAUCGAUUCAGGCCUGCACACGAGUUUGAUUACGUUGCCUUGGACAUCCUGAGCUUCUAUCCAGAGGAUUCGGGCAUCUACACGUGCAAGGCUACCAGCUCGCUUGGUGAAAACGUGACAUCUUGCAGCGUAAACUGCUUCGCCAAGUCACAGCUCAUUUUGGAGUCCCAGCACCCUGAAGGUCUUCAAAAAAUACAGCAGCUGGAAGACCAGUCCCGCUACCGUCGCGAGAUCAUCGAGGAGACAACGGUUAAAACCAAGCCUACCUUCACAUCCAAUAUGACGUCUGUUAGCCUUCGCGAAGGACAGAAUGCCCACCUGGAGUGCCGGCUUGAGCCCGUGAACGAUGCCGACCUCAGGGUCGAAUGGUUCCACAAUGGCGUCUCGCUUCCCAUCGGCCAUCGGUACCGACCCUUCCAUGACUUUGGUUAUGUUGCACUCAACAUCCUGUCACUUGUGCCUGAGGAUUCAGGAACUUACACCGUGCGUGCCACAAAUUCUCUCGGAAAGGCCGAGAUUUCCACUACAAUUCUUGUCGAAGGAAAGUCGUCCGUUGACACGGAAACUCAGCAUCCUGAGGGACUGCAGAAGAUCCGGGCCCUCGAAGGCCACCACUACGAGCGAGACACUGGGGACCUUGACCAGUCUGUUACUACAGCACCUGUGUUCACGUCGGCUCCCAAGUCCAUCGUUGUUCAAGAGGGACAAAAGGCACAUCUUGAGUGCCGCCUGAUUCCAGUGGGAGAUCCCAAGCUCAAGGUUGAGUGGUUCAAGAAUGGCCAGCCGGUUCCGGCGGGAUCCCGUUUCGUCGAGAUGUGCAAUUUCGGCUUCGUGUCUCUGGACAUCCUUAGCACGUAUGCUGAGGACUCCGGCACCUACACCUGCAAGGCCACGAAUCAGUUGGGAGAAGCUGUUGUAUCUGCCCAGCUCAAGUGUCACGCUGAAAAAUCGCUGAUACUGGACACGCAAAACCAGGAAGCUUAUGAAAAGAUCCAGCAGCUUGAAGACUAUGGACGGCAAGUAAGGCCUGCCUACGUAGAAGAGAUUACAACGCAAGCACCCGUGUUUACACAAGCUAUGAAGAACCUGAGUCUCAAUGAAAACCAGAGUGCUCAUUUUGAGUGCAAGCUCAUACCAGUAGGUGACCCCCAUCUGAAGGUGGAGUGGUUCCACAAUGGACUUCCUCUGCAGAAAGCUAACCGAGUGAACACCAUUCAUGACUUUGGAUUCGUCGCUCUUGACUUGAGUUACGUCAAGGCAAUAGACUCGGGCACUUACACUUGCAAGGCAACCAACUCUCUGGGAUCUGCUGUUUGUUCAGCCACUCUGAACGUCCAAGAUUCUAAAUCUCUGGUGCUCGACACUCAACACCCCGAGGGACUUCAGAAGAUUCGACAGCUUGAAGAACUCGGACGCUACAAGCCAGAAGUAACGCAAGAAGCCCCAUGCCCUGGUCCACCGAUGUUUGUCACGCAAUUACAGGGCCCAAGCCGCCUUACAGAAGGUGAAAGUGCCCACCUUGAAUGUCGCAUUGCCCCAUACCCCGAUUCCACCAUGAAGGUUCAGUGGUUCCACAAUGGCGUCGAGCUGCAGUCUGGCCAUCGUUACCGAACAAUGUACGACUUCGGUUUCUGCGCCCUGGACAUUCUAUCCGCAAAUGCUGAGCACUCUGGCGAAUACGUAGUCCAGGCCACAAAUGAACUUGGUACCGCAAGGUCCAUGGCACGCAUUCAUGUCGAUGCCAAAGGAGGCGUCAUCCUCGAAAGCCAACAACCAGACGCCCUGCCGAAGAUAAAACAGCUAGAGGAAUCGUGUGGUUACAUUAGACCAACGCAGGAGGAAGUUGUUAUUAAGGAGAAACCUAACUUUGUUCGUGGUCUUUACAACCUGGAUACUCUGCAGGAAGGACAAAGCGCUCAUCUAGAGGCUACAUUGACACCAAUAAAUGACGCGAAUAUGAAGGUCCAGUGGUUCCAUAACGGCGUUGAAAUUCCGCUCGGCCACAGAUUCAAGACAGUGUCUGAUUUUGGCUAUGUUGCCCUCAACAUUCUCUACGCGUACCCAGAAGAUUCCGGUACAUACAUGUGCAAGGCGACCAACAAACUCGGGGAAGCCGUCACUACAUGUUCCAUUAACGUUCUCGGAAAAUCUGCCAUUGUGACCGACACGUAUCAUGAGAAAGGCCUGGAGAAAAUCAGGCAACUUGAGGAGUACCAGGUUCCAGAGAAGCCCGAGCAAGUGGUUCAGCUGCAGCGGCCGGUGUUCACAGUACCUCUCAACUCAGUGGAUGGUCUCGUUGAAGGACAGAGCGCGCACAUGGAGUGCAGGCUUGAGCCCAUCAAUGACGCUGAUCUCAAAGUUCAGUGGUACGUGAAUGGCGUCGAAAUCAGGCCAGGACAUCGUUUCAGAACAACGCAUGACUUCGGGUAUGUGGCCCUUGACAUAUUGUAUGUGUAUGCUGAAGACAGUGGGCCCUACAUGUGCAAGGCAACCAACUCUCUCGGUGAAGCUGUUACAACGUGCAACCUGCGGGCGCUCCCCAAGCAAAAGAUCUUCUAUGAUACACAUCACCCGGAGGGUCUUGAGAAAAUACGAGAGCUGGAGGCACAAGUGAAGUACCAGACAGCCGAAAUUCAAGAGAAGCCCGUUUCAAAGCCUGUGUUCAUCACUGAGCUAAGGGGAACGCAGGAGAUCUCAGAAGGCGAAAGUGCACACUUGGAGUGUCGCGUGGAACCUGCCCACGACGCCAAGUUGAAGAUUGAGGUUCUUCACAAUGGAAGGCCUCUUACAGCUGCGACCCGCGUCCACAUUACCAGUGAUUUCGGCUAUGUGGCAAUAGACCUGAGCAGCGGCAUCCCAGAGGACUCCGGCACUUACACGGUCCGAGCCACUAACGACCUCGGAACAGCUGAAACAACGGCCACGCUGCGUGUUCUGCCCAAAUCCAGCAUCAUCUCCGACACCCACCACCCAGAAGGACUUGCUAAGAUCAGGGAAAUGGAAGAUGAGGCUCGCUUUAAGACUGAAGUCAUUCAGGAACCAGUCACCUUCCAGAGGCCUGUAUUCACGGUUCCUUUACAAAACCUGGAAAACCUCGUAGAAGACCAGAGAAACGUACAUCUGGAAUGCAGACUAAUUCCCGUCGGAGAUCCUACUCUCAAUGUCCAGUGGUUCUUCAAUGACACGCCACUAAUGGAAGGUACGAGAUUCCACCCAGUCCACGACUUUGGCUAUGUUGCUCUUGACAUGGACUACGUGCGUCCAGAAGACACCGGCGUCUAUGCGUGCAAAGCCACCAAUUCUUUGGGUCAGGCGGUGACCACGUGUAUGCUUAAAAUUAAACCCAAGGCCUCCAUUCUGUUGGACACCCUGCAACCCCAGGGUUAUGAGAAGAUUCGCGAGCUGGAAGACUUGAAGGGUCAGAAGCCUCCAGAGAAACCGGAUGCAGUAUACGAAAAGCCUGUUUUUACCACCCCCUUGGUUGGUCCUGGAGAAAUAAACGAGGGACAGCCUGCGCGUCUGGAGUGCCGCUGCGUCCCUGUCGGAGACCCCGAUCUGAAGUUCUUCUGGUAUGUCAACGGCAUCGAGCUUCCCAAAGGUUCAAGGCUUAUCCCCAACAACGACUUUGGAUUCGUGACACUCGACAUCAUGUCAGGAAUUGCAGAAGACUCCGGUGUCUAUAUGUGCAAAGCCGUCAAUAAAGCUGGCGAAGCAGUCACCUCAACCUCCCUUCGAGUGAAAGGCCGUGCGGGAGUGCUGCUUGACUCCCACCACCCGGAGGCCUACAGGCAGACGCAGAAGUUCGAGUAUGACUCCAGCCGUGUUCCAGAGACCUGGUCCGACGAGAAGCCUAAAGUGGCACCAGUGUUCGUGCAACACUUGAAUAACAUCGACGGCGCUGUGGAGGGUCACUACCUUCGCAUCGAAGGCCGUAUCGAACCUACCAAUGACGACAAACUCAAAGUUAAAUGGUUCAAGAACGGCAAGCCUUUGGUCAUGGGUACCAGAGUUAAACCCACAGACGAUUUCGGCUUAGUUUCCCUAGACAUAUCAAGCGCAAGACCGGAUGAUUCUGGUAUUUAUACCUGCAAAGCCACAAACGACGUUGGCGAAGCAAUCUCAACUUGCACAAUCAAGGUGGAAGGCCGCGAAAACAUCAUUCUAGCCUCCCAACAUCCUGAAUCGCUGCCCAAGAUUCGCCAGCUCGAAGAGUACGUGCCACCAGAGAAGUACGUGCCUGAGCCAGAAUACGAAGGACCGGUGUUCGUCACGCACCUCAACAACUUGGAGAUCCGCGAAGGCACUACGGCCCACUUCGAGUGCCGCGUGGAGCCAUCCAAGGACCCCACGCUCAAAGUGGAAUUCCUCAAAAACAACAAGCCAGUUCCUGCUGGUUCCAAAUACAACUUCAACAACGACUUUGGUUUCGUCACCCUGGAUGUCGGCAAUGCGUUUCCUGAGGACUCUGGCAUCUACACGUGCAGAGCUCGCAACUCGAAGGGCGAGGCAGUCACCACCGGGUCUCUCAAAGUACAAGGCAAAAGUGGCGUGCAGUCUGACACUCUUCAUCCAAUGGGCGCACAGGGUUUGUCCAAGGUCCAGGAGCUAGAGACUUCGUACCUGACCAGAUACCAGGCUCCUGUCGAGGAAGCCGAGAAGGUCUACCCGCGACCAGUGUUUGUGGUGCCGCUUGAGCCGAACUUCUCCAUUCAAGAAGGUAGUCCGGUCACCCUAGAAUGCAAGGUCGAGCCAGCAGCUGACCCGAAUCUCAAGGUGGAGUGGUUCCUGAACGGAAAGCCACUUGCGCCAGGAUCCAGGUACACUUCAACCCACGACUUUGGCUUCGUUGUACUUGCUCUCACCGACUUCUGGGGUCGAGACGCUGGCAUUUACACCUGCCGCGCGAGCAACAACGCCGGCGAAGCCUUCACUACGACCACGAUUACAUGUCUUUCCCGCAAGGGCGUGCAGGAGGACACGCUGCACCCAGAGGGUCGCAAGGGGCUCGAGUCCAUCCAGCAGCUGGAGGAGUCGCUGACGCGUGUGCCCGAAAUGGUUCAAGAGGACGCCGCAGGCCAGCCACCUGUGUUCACGUCACAGUUUGUCAAUCUGAAGGACCUGAAUGAAGGCGAGAUCGCUCACUUCGAGGCCACACUGACACCGGUCGGCGACCAGACCAUGCAGGUCGAAUGGUUCUUCCGCGGCAAGCCGCUCAAAGCAGGGCACCGCAUCCGGACGGUACAUGCGUUCGGCAUGGUGGUGCUCGAGAUCUUGGGCACAGUGCUGGAGGACUCUGGCCGCUACACGUGCCGCGCCACCAACAAGUGGGGCAAAGCCGAAGUCACCGUUGACCUCGAGUGUACCGACAAGACCAAGGGACAGCGGCCGCAGUUUACCACUCAGCUGCAGAACCUCAUGGACCUCAAGGAAGGAAACAGCGCUCACCUGGAAUGCCACCUGGUGCCCGUUGGUGAUCCAGACAUGAAGGUCGAGUGGUACAAGAAUUCACAACCACUUCGCGACAGUUCACGCAUCAAGACAUUGAGCGAUUUUGGCUUCGUGGUGAUGGACAUCUCGUUCGUGCAUGCCGAAGACUCUGGCGACUACGUCUGCGUGGCCACCAACAAAUACGGCUCCGAUGCGACCAAGUGCACCAUUCAGUGCGCAGGCUCUGGGAAGAUAUUCAGGGACUCUCUGCAGCCUCAAUCCCUUGACAGAAUCGCUGAAUUGGAAGGUGCCUCGGCGCUAACUAGGACUUCGGCCGUUAUGGAGGCCACCAGGCUUCAGCCGCCCAAGUUCCUAUCGCAGCUGAACAGUAUCACAGGUCUGGCUGAAGGCCAGAGCGCCCACUUUGAGUGUCAGCUCGUGCCAGUCAACGACCCUGACCUUACGGUCGAGUGGUACUUCAAUGGUCAGCUUCUGCGCUCAGGCCAUCGUUUCCGGACGUUCCACGAUUUUGGUAUUGUAAUCCUGGACAUCCUCUACUGCUACGGUGAAGACUCAGGUGAAUGGGUCUGCAAGGCAACCAACAAGCUUGGUUCAGAUGUGACACGUGCCACUCUUCAGUGCAAGUCCAAGAGCUCCUUGAUUUUGACACCUCAAUUUCCACCUGAAAUGGCAUCGGGAACACAGAGCAUCAUCGCUCUCGAAGAAAGCUUGUACCGAAAGUCGGCGGUCGUAGAGCCAGAAGGUCCUGCCGAGGCACCUCGCUUCACUGUGCCGCUGAGUAACGUCGAAGAUCUGAGGGAAGGAGACAAUGCUCACUUAGAAGCCCGGCUGACGCCAACAGAUGACCCAGACUUGACCGUUGAAUGGUUCAAGAACAAUAUGCCACUGAUGUCAGGAACGAGAAUCCGGACCAUCAACGACUUCGGCUUCGUUGUACUCGAGAUGAGUCCUGUGUACCCGGAAGACUCCGGCGUCUACUCCUGCCGAGCUCGAAACCGCUUCGGGGAGGCCGUCACUACCUGCACUCUCAAGUGCCAAGGAAAGCGUAGCAUCAUUCUGGAAACACAGCUGCCAGAAUCGAUGACCACAGGUAUCGAGAAGAUUGCCAAGUUUGAGGAAGUUUCCUCAGCCAGGAUUGGCGAGACCUGGACAGACAAAGAUAUCUCUCAGCCGCCGAAGUUUGUAACUACUCCGCAGGACUCUACGCUUGCUGAGAACUCCUUGGCACAUUUCGAGUGCAGGCUGACACCAGUCGGCGACCCUACGCUGAGAGUGGACUGGUACCACAAUGGCAAACCUCUUGUCACCGGCUCUCGAGUGAAGACAAUCCACGACUUCGGCUACGUCAUCCUGGAAGUGGCGGGUGUCUACCCACGAGACUCAGGCGUUUACACCUGCAGAGCCGUCAACAAGGUUGGGGAAGCGUCGGUCUCCUGCAAGCUCAACGUCAAGGGCAAGCAGUCUAUUGUUAUGGAACCACAGCUACCUCAGGAGUUCCGUUCUGGCUAUGAGAGCAUUCAGAAGUUAGAAGAAUCAAUGUACCGAACCGAAGAGAAGAUCUUCGACGACGAAAAGAAGGAGCCGCCAAAGUUUGUCACACAGAUCCAGGCUCUUCUCGACAAGGUGGAGGGCGACAGCGCUCACUUUGAAUGCAAGCUUAUCCCGGUUGGAGAUCCGAAUAUGAAAGUCGAAUGGUUCUUGAACGGACGGCCACUGGUUACUGGUACACGGGUUCAUACAAUCGAUGACUUCGGCUUCGUGGUGCUGGACAUCGACUGGUUGUUCCCUCGAGACUCUGGAGAGUACAUGUGCCGCGCCACAAACCGUUGGGGUUCGGACACGACUAAAGCAACUCUCAAGAUCAAAGCUAAGAAAGACAUCAUCAUGGACAGCCAGCUGCCGCAGGGAAUGAACUUUGACAAACUGCGUGACCUGGAGUACCCGGCACCACAGCAAGAAACAAUUCAGGAGCUGGAACCGGUUAAGCCGAGGUUCAUCACCCAGAUACAACCUCAAGAAAACCUUAAUGAAGGUGACUCAGCGCAUUUCGAGUGUCGCUUGGAACCCAUCAACGAUCCAAAAUUGAGGGUGGAAUGGUACCACAACGGACAGCCUCUAAGAUCAGGCCACCGCUUCAAGACAACCCACGACUUCGGCUUUGUUGCUUUGGACGUGUUGUAUGUCUACCCUGAGGACUGUGGAACAUAUGUCGCCCGGGCUAUAAAUGACGUAGGCGAAGACCAAACACAGGCCACCCUCAGGUGCAUAGCAAAGCCAAAGCUGGACUACAGGACCCAGCUUCCUAAGGACAUGAAGGAUGGCGUCAAGAAGAUCGCUGAAAUGGAAGCUUCCUGGCAGCGCACUGAAACCCAGGAGGAAGUGGAAGAAGAACCAAAAGCUCCGAUGUUCAUUAUGAAGCCAGAACCUCAAGUGGUUGUUGAAGGCGAAUGGGCUAAGUUCCAGUGCCGGGUCAUUGGUCAUCCCAAGCCAAGGCUCAUUUGGGUUUUGAAUGGACACACGGUCAUUUCCGGUUCGAGGUACAAGCUGACAUACGACGGUAUCUACCACCUGGACAUCCCCAAGACUAGACAGUACGACCAAGGAAAAGUAGAAGUUUUCGCGAGAAACUUCUGCGGCGAAGCCCACUGUUUCACAACUUUGGAAGUUCGGCCUAAAUUUGAUGACUACAGAGCUGUGCUCAAGCAUUCUCCAAAGCCAUGGUACGACCAGGACGUAAAGUCUUAUCAGAGGUACCGACAUGAGACUGAACUGCAACGAGUGUUCGAGGAAAAACUUACCCCUGGAGGCACCCGCAUCGAUGUCUGGAAAACUGAACAAGGCCAAGAAGGCGAACACCAGAAGAUCAAGAAGAGGAUAGAGGAGGAAGAACUUGAAAAGUUAAAGCCGAAAGUGGAGCGGUUCAAGACGGACUCUAUAUACUACGACGCACGUACGGGCGAGAAGAAGGUGGAAUCGGGCUCCCAGGCGCAGUACAUGGCCAAGUACUUCGAGACCGAGGCGGAGAAGCAGCAGCGGGGCGCCAGCGGCAUAGCGCCCGAGUCAGUGGUGCAGGGCCGUGAAGUGCACACGACCACGCAGCGCCAGACGCAGAAGGAGCAGCAGGGCGACCUAGAGAUCACCCGCAAGAAGACACUGACCGAGACGCUCGAGCAAGAGCACAAGGGCGUCACCAAGGAGCAGCGCGUACAGGGGCCCGUGCAAGAGUCGAAGCCUCCCGUAUUCACCAAGAAGCUACAGCCAUGCCGUGUGGACGAGGGCCAUGGAGCCAAGUUCCAGUGCACGUUCACCGGCCAGCCGGCGCCGAAGAUCACGUGGUACCGAGAGAAUUUCCCCAUAACACCUUCGCAGGACUUCCAGAUCGUGACUACCGACACCACAUCAACGCUGAUAAUUCGUGAAGUUUAUGUGGAAGAUUCUGGUGUCUUCUCGGUCAAGGCUGAAAACCGUGGAGGCUCUGCCAAAUCAUCUGCCAACUUGGUUGUUGAAGAGAGGCGAGAGCAACGCAGCGGGGUCGUGCCGCCAAACUUUACCAGGACCAUCCAGGACGUUUCGUCGAAGGCCGGAAAGUUGGUCCGCCUCGACGCCAAGGUCUCGGGAUCGAAGCCGUUGGAUGUCUAUUGGCUGAAGAACGGCAAGAAGGUGACGCCCGACGUGUCACACAAGAUUGUGGAGGAGGACGACCUGUACACGCUGCUCAUCUUGGAGGCCCAGGCGGACUCAGACUCCGGAAGCUACGAGUGUGUCGCCAUCAACUCGGCUGGAGAAGCACGCUGCCAGGCUCACGUGGUGAUCGAAGGCGCCAAGCCCAAGACGCCGCCCACGAGCCCCAAGGAGGCGCCUGGAGACCAGAAGCCACCCACGGUGACAGAGCCGCUCAAGCCACUCGCCGUCAAGGAAGGCCAGAGCGCCGUCUUCCGCUGCAGGAUACCAGCCGUCCCUGGAGCGCAAGUAAAAUGGUUCCGAGGCGACCAGCAAGUCAAGCAGUCCCGGUACUUCCGCAUGUCCCAAGAAAACAACCUGUUCACGCUCAAAAUCUCUGAAGCGUUCCCGGAAGACGAAGGUGUCUACAAGUGCGUCGCCACCAAUCCGGCAGGCACUGUGUCUACCAGCGCCAACCUUAAAGUUAUCGUGCCCGAGCUAAACGAGGUGCCACCGACGGUUACUCCUCUGGCUGACCUGACCGUGCCCGAGGGCUCGCCUGCUCGCUUUGUCACAUCCCUGGGAGGCGUGCCACCACCCAAGGUCAUCUGGGUCCGCGAGGGCCACAUCAUCAAGCAGUCCCGUGAUUUCCAGAUGAACCAAGACCAAGGCUCAGCAUCUCUGGUCAUCAGGCACACGUAUCCCGAAGACGAAGGUGUCUACGUUUGUCGUGCCACCAACGCUUCGGGCCAAGCCGAGACCUCUGCCCGGCUUACCGUGCAACGUAAGGCCAAAAAGUACGAUCACUCAACUCCAGAGAAGUGGUACACGAUUGGAUACCUGGGGGAUAAGGUGGAUAAGGUGGCAGAGGAUAAGGUGGAUGCUUCGGGCUAUCGAAAAACAGCGGAGCAAAAACCAGUGCGCGUCAUGGGUCCCCAGGGCAUGGCCCCGCAGAUCACCAAGCAGCCCGAGUCGCGUUCAGCCAAGCCCGGCCACAAGGUGGAUUUCAAGGCGACCGCUACUGGUUCGCCAGCGCCUGACAUUACGUGGUACAAAGACGGUAGGCCCGUCAGCUCAACCAUCGGAGACAUCGUGGUGAGCACAACACCCAUUUCGCAAGAAGAAGUCACGACCACACUCACCAUCAGUAACGUGACUGUCGAAGAUGCUGGAAAAUACGUUUGCGUCGCUACGAACUGCUGGGGUCGAGCCGAGAGCAUUCAGGUCACCCUAGAGGUCAAAGGAGGCAAGGAGCCACCGCGGUUCAUCGAACAGCUGGAGCCUGUGGCGGCCACAGAUGGCUCUCCCGCGAUUCUACGCUGUACAGUAGUCGGCAGCCAGCCAAUACAUAUCAAAUGGUUUCAAAACAGACGAGAAGUUAAAGACACGAAAGACUUUCAAAUGCACUACGAUCCCCAGACAGGCCUAGUCUCGCUUACCAUUCCGGAGAUUUACCCAGACGACCAGGGCCUGUACACGUGCCGAGCAUUCAACGAGUACGGCCAAGACGAGACGUCUGCGGCUGUCACUGUGGUCGACGUGGAGUUCUUCGGAGGAACGUCAGACGUGUCAGUGCAGCCGCGGUUCGUGCAGCCGCUUAGGCCCAUGGCUUACCCUGAGGGAGAGCCUGCAAGGCUAAGCGUGGAAGUUCACGCUGUGCCCACCCCAGAUUUUAACUGGUUCUUUGAAGGAAAGUUGUUGAAGUCAUCCAGGGAUUUUCUUGUGACGUCUGAGGGCCUCAAGAGCUCUCUUGUCAUUGCUGAAUUAUUCCCCGAAGAUGCUGGGCCCUACGAGUGCAGGGCUCAGAAUCCUGCGGGCAGAGCAACGACAUCCGCCAAUCUUCGUGUUAUUCAAGAACAGUCGCUGCCAACUUCGCCACUAAGCAAAGUAGGACCUGGAGCUGAGCCCACAGAAAUGAGACCGCCUUCGCCACCCGAGAGCCUCACACAGCUAAAGCCACCCUUCUUCACCAGAAACUUGGUCUCCCAAACUGUCGUUGAAGGAUCACCAGUUACAUUUGUUGGAGAGGUUACAUCGUUCCCUGAAGUUGUUUCAUUUACUUGGUACCUUAACGGGAAAGCUAUUAAGUCUUCUAGAGAUUUUCAAAUAUAUAACGAAGGCAACAGGACGACUCUCAAGAUAGCGGAAGUGUUUCCCGAUGAUGCGGGAACUUUCUCGGUGACAGCGGAAAACCCUGUUGGCAUCGCAACUUCCAAGGCCAAGUUGACGGUGGAAGAGGAAGCCGUUGAGGGUGCAGCGGUAGAAGCUCCUAGGUUCUUGACUGAGCUUACACCAGUGACGGUGAUGGAUGGUGGUGAAGCCAAGCUUUCUGUUUACGUCACUGGAAAGCCGCAGCCACGUGUCACCUGGCUGCACAACGAUAGAGAAGUGAAAGAAAACUCCGAUGUCUGGACAACGCAAAGGACAGAUGGAUACUGCGAAUUGUUCAUCUCUGAAGCUUUUCCAGAGGAUAUGGGAGAAUACAUCUGCAAAGCGGUGAACAUAGCUGGAACUGCCGUAACGCGGACGCAUAUCAACGUGGAAUCGUACGAGUACGUCCCAGACUCCGAAGUUGCGUCGGCAACUUACGACACCCCCGGGACUGCACAUACCCAUGACCACACUCAAGAAGAAUCUUACGACACAUUGGACACAAUGCCCAGCGUUUCGGAGAUGGACGAGUCCGAUAUGGAAAGGAUACCAGAUCUUCCUAGAGAUGACGGCCGGCCACCGAGGAUGCCAGGCGACAAGCACAAACCUCGAAAAUCUCAUCAUAAGCGAAGGAAAAAGAAGGUCUCUCGAGGUUCCACAAGCGUGCCCAAGGAAGCGAUUCCCGUAUGCUACGAGCCAGUACAACCCUGGGAACGUGGGCGAAGGAAAACGUCAGACCCUGGCUCAGCGCCUGUUGUGGUUGUACCUUUGGAAGAUGUCAUAGUGCCAUUGGGCCAGCCAGCAACGUUGGACUGCAAAGCUGUCGGGAUGCCGAAACCGAAGAUAACCUGGUACCGAAAUGGAGUACCGAUAAGGCAUUCCUUCGAAUAUCAGGUCUACUAUGACCCCCAGGGUAUUUCGUCUCUUACAAUAGCACACACAGAGCUUGAAGAUUUUGCAGAAUACGUGGUGGAAGCCAAGAACCGCUACGGUACUGACACUACCCGUGCAGAGCUGAUACAGCUGGACUUCAAGAGUAUGCGGCCGCGGUUCGAGGUGCCUUUGCAGAGCACGUACCACAAGCCUUUGGGAUUCCCGGUCACGCUCGAGUGCACCGUACGGGGACGUCCAAAGCCUAACGUUCAAUGGUUCCACAAUGGCGUCUUGAUCGAGCCAAGCUACAUGCCUGUCUACAAAAUAACACUUCUGAGCGACAAGAGCAUGCUGCACAUCACCGAAAUGAUGCCCGCGACCGAAGGCCGCUAUGUCUGCAAGGCCGUAAAUGAGGCCGGAGAAAAAACCACUGAGUGCAUUCUUCAUGCUGGAGUUAGCAGCGUAGCAACUUAUGUCCUGGCUUUUCUUUUUAAAAAUAAAGAGCCCGAGGAACACAAGCCAGAAGAAUUCCACCCACCACAAGAGGAAAAGCCGUACAAGGUUCCUGCGUUCCUUCAGUCCAAACAACCACGAAGGAAGCCAUCAGACGACGAAUACCAAAGCUUUGAGUCGGAGUCGGAGUUGAGCUUUAAGGAAACAAUCGUGCCACAGAUCCGGAAGCUGUCAAGGCCGAAAGAGUCCCCGCCGCCUGAAAAGCCGGAGAAGACGGCGAAAGAGAGCGCCAUCGAAUUCCUCACCACUGUUUUGAAGCCGACAUGGCCGUUCAGCAUGUUCCGUUCCGCUUCGCCGAAGGAGGCACCGAAGGAGGAGGAGGAACCGGCCGAGCCCGAGAGGCCGCCGCCGAGAUUGCCCGAACGGCUCCCGAGCGCCGAGAGGCCGCCCAGGCCCGAGAGGCCACCGAGCGCCGAGAAGACACGGCCCGGAAGGCCACCACGGGCAGAACCGCCCAGGCCCCUCAGGCCGGGAGAGCUCGCUGAGAGGCCGCCAGUCACUGAGCCCGUCCAACGAAAGGAGCCCCCAAGGCCGGAGUCGCCCUGGUUCCUCGAACCCACGGAACCGUAUCCAACUGAAAGGCCUCCUUCCGUCGAGAAGACACGGCCCGGAAGGCCACCACGGGCAGAACCGCCCAGGCCCCUCAGGCCGGGAGAGCUCGCUGAGAGGCCGCCAGUCACUGAGCCCGUCCAACGAAAGGAGCCCCCGAGGCCGGAGUCGCCCUGGUUCCUCGAACCCGGGGAACCAUAUCCAACUGAAAGGCCUCCUUCCGUCGAGACGGACAGGUUGGCGCCAAGAGAUGCCAGAAAGCCACCAAGUGGGCGAAGGACUCCUGAAGCUCCUGAAAGAAUGCCACCUGAAGAAUUUGUCAAGUGGAAACCGGGACAUCGCAGAACAUCUGAACCUGGAAUGCCUCCCAAGUUCGUUGCUCCAUUGGAAGACGUCGAAGUCCUUGUGGGAUACCCUGCAACGCUUGACUGCCGGGCUAUCGGAGUUCCAAAGCCUAAAAUAACAUGGUACAAACAAGGCCAGCCGGUGAAAUAUUCUCCUGAAUACAGCUUGUACUACGACACUGAAGGCAACUGCUCUAUAACUAUACACAGGACAACGCCAGAGGACUUUGGUGACUUCAUCUGCGAAGCAAAGAACAAAUACGGAACAGAAGUUACAGAGGCUGAGCUCAUUCAAAUAGAGAGCACAGUAUACAAAGUGACCAUCUUGAAUGACAAAAAUCUCCUUCACAUCCUGGAGGUAAACGAAAGAACGCAAGGGCGAUACGUCUGCAAAGCCACAAAUGAAGCAGGAGAGCGGGUGACUGAGUGCUUUGUGACAAUAGGCGAACCUGAAGAACGCAAAGACCAGGAGAAGAGGGAAAAGAUAAGCACUGAAACAUUGGUGUCAACUGAGGACACUGUAUUUUUAAAACCUAUAAGUCAUGAAAAAUUCUUUAUUAAGACAGCUGAGGAAAGAAAAAUGCCCGAAGAAGAAUCCUUCAUUGACCAGUUACCAAAAAGGGCAACUAUUGAAGCUUACACCCAAGUUGAAGCAGCAAAGCUUUUCAUACAAGAAGAAAUCUCUCUUCAGAAAAAGUUUGUCAAAGAGGAAGUAACUCAAGAAGAAAUAAAAGAGACAAAGCAAGCAAUCAAACAAUGGCCAGAGCCUGUGGAACAUGUUCCAGAAUUUUUAAAAAAAGUACUAAAGUCAAUACCUCGACAUCAGCAAGUAUUGCAAGAAGAAGUUGACAUAUCAGAAACUUCCCACCUUGAAACAUUGCCAAAACCUGAGGAAGAACUUCCACAUACUUUGCCAGAAAUACGGCAGGAAAGUGAUCAACCUUUAAAACGUCAAGCACCACAGGACAAGCAGCCUAAAAAGAAACUACCUUUGCCACAACAAGAAGAAACAGAAAUGCCAGAGUUUUUGACAAAAACAUUAAAACCAACAGAAAAGUUCCGCAAGAAAGAUAUCCCAGAAAAAGUAGAGGAAUCUGAACUUCACAAAUUCACUAAACGAAAAGUAGCAGUGCCAGAGCAAGCGGACCAGAAAGAAGAAUACACUGAAACAGAAGAAGUCACUGAGAUCAGCGGGCUACGAAAAUUGAAGCCAGAGGAAAGACCACAGCACGGAGAUGUACCCCUGACAGAGGAGACAAGUGAAGUGAACGAUUUCAGAUAUCCAACACAGCAAAAGGAAAAGCCACUUCACCAAAAACCAAAAGACAAACCUGAAGUUGAAGAAAUUCAACUUACAAAGAAAGGAAAGCCUGAGAAGAUCACACCUAAAACACUGACACCAUAUGCAAGGACAGUGCAUCAACUACCAAUUGACGCAGAAGAAGUGGAAAAACCGGAAAAGCUCACACCAAUAGAACACAAGGCUCCGGAAGUAUAUGAAAAGAAAGCUACCAUCAAAGUUUUCCAAGUACCAAAACCAAGAAUACCAGGAAGAAAAGAAAAAACACAAGAGCUUCCACUUUUGCAAGAGACCAAACAAAUCAUUCAAGUUGAAUCAAUAAAGAAAACUGAGGACAUUACACCACCAAAGUAUCGAGAACCAGCAGAACGAAGACCUCAAGAAAAGUCGGAAGCCCCAGCAGACACAAUUAUGAAAAAGAAGGAUGAACCUCGAAAAAUUACAACAGAGGCGACGGAGGUACCACGCAUCGCUGAUAUUAAGACAGUCCAGCUCACGGACAUUCUCACUGAAUCCACUGAGAAGCCAAAGGAAGUGACACAGAUUGCUUACGAAACAGAGGAGGUGCUUGAAGAAACAGAAACAAUUGAUCUCGCUAAGGUAUCAAAGCCAAAAAAACCAAAAAGAAUAGUGAUACCUGAUGAAGAGGAAUCGCCAACGGUAGAAGAAGCUGUAGAGCAAAUAGUAGACCUACAAUCAGUAGCAUGGCCAAAGAAAAAACCUGGGAAAGAAGAAAAGCCUCAGCAAAAACCCGAGAGAAAACCCGCAGUUCAAGAUAUUACCAUACGUACAAAGGAAGAAAAGCCACGCAAAAUUAUGCCCCUAGACAUCACGACUGAAGCUGUGGAAAUUCCAGAUAUCACUGAUGUUAAGACUAUCCAGCGCACAGAUAUCAUCACUGAAUCUCUGGAAAGGCCUAAAGAAAUUGCUCAAGUUGAGUAUAAGACCGAGGAAGUAGUUGAAGAAACCGAAACAAUUGAACUGGCCAAGGUGACUAAGGCAAAGAAGCCAAAGAAAAAGAAGCAACCCGAAGAGAAGGAAGAAGCACCAGUUGUGGAAGAGACAGAGCAACCAGUAGACCUUGAGUCGAAAGCACGACCAAAGGAAGAGAAGCCAAAGGAAGAGCCAGUGGUUGAAGAAAUUACUAUCCUUAAAAAAGAGGAGAAACCACGAGAAAUAACAACUGAGGCUGUCGAAAUUCCAGAUAUCACUGAUGUUAAGGCUAUCCAGCGCACAGAUAUCAUCACUGAAUCUCUGGAAAGGCCUAAAGAAAUUGCUAAAGUUGAGUAUAAGACAGAGGAAGUGGUUGAAGAAACUAAAACAAUUGAAUUGGCCAAGGUGCCUAAGCCAAAGAAGCCAAAGAAAAAGAAGAAACCUGAAGAAGAGGGCGAAGUGCCACUUGUGGAAGAGACAGACCAAAUAGUAGACCUCGAUUCGAAAGCACGGCCAAAGGAGGAGCCAGUGGUUGAAGAAAUCACUAUCCCUAAGAAAGAGGAAACACCUCGAGAAAUCACGACUGAGGCUGUGGAAAUUCCAGAUAUCACUGAUGUUAAGACUAUACAGCGCACGGAUGUCAUCACUGAAUCGCUAGAAAGACCUAAAGAAAUUGCUCAAAUUGAGUACAAGACAGAGGAAGUCGUUGAAGAGACAGAAAUGAUUGAAUUGGCCAAGGUGCCUAAGCCAAAGAAGCCAAAGAAAAAGAAGAAACCGGAAGACGAGGAGGAAGCACCAGUUGUGGAAGAGACAGAGCAAAUAGUAGACCUGGCAUCGAAAGCACGGCCAAAGAAAGAGCCACCGGUUGAAGAAAUCACUAUCCUUAAGAAAGAGGAAAAACCACGAGAAAUCACGACUGAGGCGGUGGAAAUUCCAGAUAUCACUGAUGUUAAGACUAUCCAGCGUACAGAUAUCAUCACUGAAUCGCUAGAAAGGCCUAAGGAAAUUGCUCAGGUUGUAUACAAGACAGAGGAAGUUGUUGAAGAGACAGAAACAAUUGAAUUGGCCAAGGUGCCUAAGCCAAUGAAGCCAAAGAAAAAGAAGAAACCUGAAGAGGAGGAGGAAGCACCAGUUGUGGAAGAGACAGAGCAAAUAGUAGACCUCGCAUCGAAAGCACGACCAAAGGAUGAGAAGCCAAAGGAAGAGCCAGUGGUUGAAGAAAUUACUAUCCUUAAGAAAGAGGAAAAACCACGAGAAAUUACGACUGAGGCUGUGGAAACUCCAGAUAUAACUGAUGUUAAGAGUAUCCAGCGCACAGAUAUCAUCACUGAAUCGCUAGAAAGGCCUAAGGAAAUCUCUCUGGUUGAAUACAAGACAGAAGAAGUUGUUGAAGAGACAGAAACAAUUGAAUUGGCCAAGGUGCCUAAGCCAAAGAAGCCCAAGAAAAAGAAGAAACCCGAAGAGGAGGAGGAAGCGCCUGUUGUGGAAGAGACAGAGCAAAUAGUAGACCUCGAGUCGAAAGCACGGCCAAAGGAAGAACCAGUGGUUGACGAAAUCACUAUCCUUAAGCAAGAGGAAAAACCACGAGAAAUCACGACUGAGGCUGUGGAAAUGCCUGAUAUCACUGAUGUUAAGAGUAUCCAGCGCACAGAAAUCAUCACUGAAUCGCUAGAAAGGCCCAAGGAAAUUGCUCAGGUUGAGUACAAGACGGAGGAAGUCGUUGAAGAAACGGAAACAAUUGAAUUGGCCAAGGUACCUAAGCCAAAGAAGCCAAAGAAAAAGAAGAAACCCGAAGAGGAGGAGGAAGCGCCUGUUGUGGAAGAGACAGAGCAAAUAGUAGACCUCGAGUCGAAAGCACGGCCAAAGGAAGCAAAGCCAAAGGAAGAGCCAGUGGUUGAAGAAAUUAUCAUCCUUAAGAAAGAGGAAAAACCACGAGAAAUUACGACUGAGGCUGUGGAAACUCCAGAUAUAACUGAUGUUAAGAGUAUCCAGCGCACAGAUAUCAUCACUGAAUCGCUAGAAAGGCCUAAGGAAAUCGCUCUGGUUGAAUACAAGACAGAAGAAGUUGUUGAAGAGACAGAAACAAUUGAAUUGGCCAAGGUGCCUAAGCCAAAGAAGCCCAAGAAAAAGAAGAAACCCGAAGAGGAGGAGGAAGCGCCUGUUGUGGAAGAGACAGAGCAAAUAGUAGACCUCGAGUCGAAAGCACGGCCAAAGGAAAAACCAGUGGUUGACGAAAUCACUAUCCUUAAGCAAGAGGAAAAACCACGAGAAAUCACGACUGAGGCUGUGGAAAUGCCUGAUAUCACUGAUGUUAAGAGUAUCCAGCGCACAGAAAUCAUCACUGAAUCGCUAGAAAGGCCCAAGGAAAUUGCUCAGGUUGAGUACAAGACGGAGGAAGUCGUUGAAGAAACGGAAACAAUUGAAUUGGCCAAGGUACCUAAGCCAAAGAAGCCAAAGAAAAAGAAGAAACCCGAAGAGGAGGAGGAAGCGCCUGUUGUGGAAGAGACAGAGCAAAUAGUCGACCUCGAGUCGAAAGCACGGCCAAAGGAAGAGCCAGUGGUUGAAGAAAUUAUCAUCCUUAAGAAAGAGGAAAAACCUCUAGAAAUCACGACUAAGGCUGUGGAAAUUCCAGAUAUCACUGAUGUUAAGACUAUCCAGCGCACAGAUAUCAUCACUGAAUCUCUAGAAAGGCCCAAGGAAAUUGCUCAGGUUGAGUACAAGACGGAGGAAGUCGUCGAAGAGACGGAAACAAUUGAAUUAGCAAAGGUGCCUAAGCCAAAGAAGCCAAAGAAAAAGAAGCAACCCGAUGAGGAGGAGGAAGCACCAGUUGUGGAAGAGACAGAGCAAAUAGUAGACCUCGAGUCGAAAGCACGACCAAAGGAAGAAAAGCCAAAGGAAGAGCCAGUGGUUGAAGAAAUUACUAUCCUUAAGAAAGAGGAGAAACCACGAGAAAUAACAACUGAGGCUGUCGAAAUUCCAGAUAUCACUGAUGUUAAGACUAUCCAGCGCACAGAUAUUAUCACUGAAUCUCUAGAAAGGCCCAAGGAAAUUGCUCUGGUUGAAUACAAGACGGAGGAAGUCGUCGAAGAGACGGAAACAAUUGAAUUGGCAAAGGUACCUAAGCCAAAGAAGCCAAAGAAAAAGAAGCAACCCGAAGAGGAGGAGGAAGCACCAGUUGUGGAAGAGACAGAGCAAAUAGUAGACCUCGAGUCGAAAGCACGACCAAAGGAAGAGAAGCCAAAGGAAGAGCCAGUGGUUGAAGAAAUUACUAUCCUUAAGAAAGAGGAAAAACCUCUAGAAAUCACGACUGAGGCUGCGGAAAUUCCAGAUAUAACUGAUGUUAAGACUAUCCAGCGCACAGAUAUCAUCACUGAAUCUCUAGAAAGGCCCAAGGAAAUUGCUCAGGUUGAGUACAAGACGGAGGAAGUCGUCGAAGAGACGGAAACAAUUGAAUUAGCAAAGGUGCCUAAGCCAAAGAAACCUAAGAAAAAGAAGAAACCCGAAGAGGAGGAGGAAGCACCAGUUGUGGAAGAGACAGAGCAAAUAGUAGACCUCGAGUCGAAAGCACGACCAAAGGAAGAGAAGCCAAAGGAAGAGCCAGUGGUUGAAGAAAUUACUAUCCUUAAGAAAGAGGAGAAACCACGAGAAAUAACAACUGAGGCUGUCGAAAUUCCAGAUAUCACUGAUGUUAAGACUAUCCAGCGCACAGAUAUUAUCACUGAAUCUCUAGAAAGGCCCAAGGAAAUUGCUCUGGUUGAAUACAAGACGGAGGAAGUCGUCGAAGAGACGGAAACAAUUGAAUUGGCAAAGGUACCUAAGACAAAGAAGCCAAAGAAAAAGAAGCAACCCGAUGAGGAGGAGGAAGCACCAGUUGUGGAAGAGACAGAGCAAAUAGUAGACCUCGAGUCGAAAGCACGACCAAAGGAAGAAAAGCCAAAGGAAGAGCCAGUGGUUGAAGAAAUUACUAUCCUUAAGAAAGAGGAGAAACCACGAGAAAUAACAACUGAGGCUGUCGAAAUUCCAGAUAUCACUGAUGUUAAGACUAUCCAGCGCACAGAUAUUAUCACUGAAUCUCUAGAAAGGCCCAAGGAAAUUGCUCUGGUUGAAUACAAGACGGAGGAAGUCGUCGAAGAGACGGAAACAAUUGAAUUGGCAAAGGUACCUAAGCCAAAGAAGCCAAAGAAAAAGAAGCAACCCGAAGAGGAGGAGGAAGCACCAGUUGUGGAAGAGACAGAGCAAAUAGUAGACCUCGAGUCGAAAGCACGACCAAAGGAAGAGAAGCCAAAGGAAGAGCCAGUGGUUGAAGAAAUUACUAUCCUUAAGAAAGAGGAAAAACCACGAGAAAUCACGACUGAGGCUGUGGAAAUUCCAGAUAUCACUGAUGUUAAAAGUAUCCAGCGCACAGAUAUCAUCACUGAAUCUCUGGAAAGGCCUAAAGAAAUUGCUCAAGUUGAGUAUAAGACCGAGGAAGUGGUUGAAGAAACUGAAACAAUUGAAUUGGCCAAGGUGCCUAAGCCGAAGAAGCCAAAGAAAAAGAAGCAACCCGAAGAGGAAGAGGAAGCGCCAGUUGUGGAAGAGACAGAGCAAAUAGUAGACCUCGAGUCGAAAGCACGGCCAAAGGAAGAAAAGCCAAAGGAAGAGCCAGUGGUUGAAGAAAUUACUAUCCUUAAGAAAGAGGAGAAACCACGAGAAAUAACAACUGAGGCUGUCGAAAUUCCAGACAUCACUGAUAUUAAGACUAUCCAGCGCACAGAUAUUAUCACUGAAUCUCUAGAAAGGCCCAAGGAAAUUGCUCUGGUUGAAUACAAGACGGAGGAAGUCGUCGAAGAGACGGAAACAAUUGAGUUGGCAAAGGUACCUAAGCCAAAGAAGCCAAAGAAAAAGAAGCAACCCGAAGAGGAGGAGGAAGCACCAGUUGUGGAAGAGACAGAGCAAAUAGUAGACCUCGAGUCGAAAGCACGACCAAAGGAAGAGAAGCCAAAGGAAGAGCCAGUGGUUGAAGAAAUUACUAUCCUUAAGAAAGAGGAAAAACCACGAGAAAUCACGACUGAGGCUGUGGAAAUUCCAGAUAUCACUGAUAUUAAAAGUAUCCAGCGCACAGAUAUCAUCACUGAAUCUCUGGAAAGGCCUAAAGAAAUUGCUCAAGUUGAGUAUAAGACCGAGGAAGUGGUUGAAGAAACUGAAACAAUUGAAUUAGCCAAGGUGCCUAAGCCGAAGAAGCCAAAAAAAAAGAAGAAACCCGAAGAGGAGGAGGAAGCACCAGUUGUGGAAGAGACAGAGCAAAUAGUAGUCCUCGAGUCGAAAGCACGGCCAAGGGAAGAAAAGCCAAAGGAAGAGCCAGUGGUUGAAGAAAUUACUAUCCUUAAGAAAGAGGAGAAACCACGAGAAAUAACAACUGAGGCUGUCGAAAUUCCAGAUAUCACUGAUAUUAAGACUAUCCAGCGCACAGAUAUUAUCACUGAAUCUCUAGAAAGGCCCAAGGAAAUUGCUCUUGAAUACAAGACGGAGGAAGUCGUCGAAGAGACGGAAACAAUUGAAUUGGCCAAGGUACCUAAGCCAAAGAAGCCAAAGAAAAAGAAGCAACCCGAAGAGGAGGAGGAAAUGCCAGUUGUGGAAGAGACAGAACAAAUAGUAGAGCUUGAGUCAAAAGCACGCCCUAUGGAAGAGAAGCCCGAGGAAACACCACAAGAAAUUACAACAGAGGCAAUAGAAACACCAGAUAUUGCAUACAUUAAAACUAUCCAGCACACUGAUAUUGUCACUGAAGCUGUGGAGAAACCUAAGGAAAUUACAGAGCUAGAGUACAUUACCGAAGAGGUCGUUAAAGAAACAGAAACAUUUGAUGUAGCUAAACUUAAGAAGCCCAAGAAGCCUAAAAGAAAAGGGAAGCCAGAGGAAAAAGAGAGAGAAGAUAUUACCGUUAUAGAAGAAAUAUCAAUUGUUAAGAAAAGGACAGUAGAAACUGCCAAGGACUUUAAAGAUGUUCUUCAGACUGAAUUCACACAAGCACAUGUUUCUGAGGAGUUAGUUGUCUCUGAAUUUCCAGAAGCCACAAGUGCCCACAUAAGCCUUGUUGAAAGCCGCCCUGUUGUUAUAGAAGAAAUUAGCAGUGAGUUAAACACUGGUGAACUGGAGACUGAUGAAAAGCCAAAGGAAGAGAGACCGCAUACAGCAUUAACAGAAAGCAAAGCAGUUACUAUUGAAGAAGCAUUCACUUCUGAAAUGCCAGAAACUGUGAGUGUGCCUCAACAAGAAAAACACGAGGCAUCACAAAGUGUAAUAAUAGAAGAAAAGUCGCUGGUUGUUGAGGAGACCACAUGUGAACAGUAUGCUCCAGAAUUCCUUGCUAAGGCACCCAGAAAAAAGCAAAAGGCAAAAAAAGUCCUCGAGCCUCAGCAAUCAGUAGAAGUAUUGGAAGCUGAAACUCUUUUGAGCACGCUAGAGUUAAAAGCACUGCCAAGAGAAAAAUACCAGAAAGCACUAGGCAUACUAGAGGAACAGUGUCUUGCUGUUAGUGACAUAGGAGAAGAGGAAAUAGCAUCGGAGUUUGCCCCUGGUGAUGUUCUCUCAAAGGAGGCAAGCAAGACUUUGCUUCUCUUUCCACAACGUCAAAUUGAUGUGAUAGAAGUAAUACCGGGUGUUGCCAGUGAGGAGCUUGUUAUUGAAAAAACUGCAGAAAAGAAAGGAAACUUAACCUUUGUUGAAGAGUCAAGAGAAGUUUCAGCAAUUUUGGAGGAGGUUCCUGCCGAGUUCCAGUCUGUAGACGUUCCAACAAAAGCUCUUACAUCUAGAAUAACUGAAACAGCCAGGAGCUACCCACAGUAUGAAGAGCAGGCAGCGGAAUUUCAUGAGGACAUACCUAUGCAAGCGCACGCUGGCGAAAGUCAUGUAGAAUUGACAAGAGGAACACCUGCAGUGCAUGAGGUAGCUACUGAAUUUUUGGCAUCAGUGGAAAGGGAAUCUGUGGCGUCAGUUUCACAUGUGGAGAUUCCCAGAGAAGUCACCACAACUGAAGAGAUGGCUGCUCAUUUUGAUAUAUCUGCACCAGAAAAAACACAUCUAACAGUUGAGUUCACAGAGGUUCCACGUGACGCCAUUGAGAUCCAUGAGCUAGCUGCCGAAUUCAAGGCAGAUACAGUGAAAUCAUUGCAGCCAGGAUCGACAAAUACAGGUGAUGUGAAAUCCUGUGUUGACACUGUAGAGACGGCACCAUUAUUUGAGGCACCAUCAGUGAAGGAAGAAACCCUUGUGAAAGAUAUUGUGGAUGUUCGAAGGGAGACUCUAUUCAUUGAAGAAAUACAAACAGAAGAGCAAACUCAUGAAGCAGGCCUUGCAAUCAUUCCAGAGAAGAAAACUGCCCAGUCGUCGAAAGUCCUACCAUCAGAGCACCUCUCCAUUCAGGUGUCUCAAGUGACACCAGAUCAUGGGACGAGCGAGCUUCCUACUGAAGUGCCUACACAAAAGCAUCUCAAGCACUCUAUUGUGGAAGGAGUGUCCAUGACACAUGAGGUGGCCACUGUGCUUGUAUUUCCACCACAAGGCAGCAUCGUGGCCGCGUCAAUCUCGCAGCCAUUGCCAUCUAACCAGAUGGUUGAAGCUGAAGCUGUACAAUCGUUGCAAGAAAAAGUGUCAGGUUGGAGCAUGCCUUUUGUUCUUACACCUUCAUUUCCUGCAUAUGACACUGACAUUACAACUAGGCUCACCCUGUUUCAACUUUGCAGCUACACUGAUGUAACCUGCAUGGUAACGACAGAAUAUGUGCAGAACAGGCGCUUGAAACAAGAUCCUGGAAGCAUGAUAUUCCAUGCAUUGUCUGCUUUCAAUUACCAACAUGGCAGUCAUUCCAUCAAGAAUCUAUGCAGCCAAAAAACGGCUGCCGAACUGGAGGAAGCACCAGAUUUGACGAAGCAUGCAAAACCAGUCUUGGAACAAAAGCAGAGUAUCCUGGUUAAGGAUAUAGUUGCAGAAGCCUCUACUUCAGAUUCCAAGCCAAUUGAAUUACCAGAUAUGCAUACUGCUGAGCUAAGGUUUCUGCCACUGGCACCAAUUACUGUAGAGGAAAGUGGUGUGCAUAUGACAACAGGUGCCUUUAAGGCAACUCCAGUUGCUGAGGCUAAAGCUGAAAUAGGCAUGGCAACAUCUCUAGGAAUUGAAGUCCAUGAAACCACACCAGGGUUAACAGGAUCAGAGUUAAAAACUGAGCCACUCCACAAAGGAGUCACACCAACCAGCACAUUCACCACCAUUGAGGCCCUCGCCAUAUCAACGGUGGAGACUGCUUUGAAAGAAGCUCAUGCCGACCAAUUCAAACCCCCAAAGGCAGUCAAUGCUUCACUCACAUUACUGACUGAAGAGUCUGUCCAAGUAACUGAAGUAGAAGCUAUGAGCAAGGAAGAACAUAUUGAAGUGCACCAAGCACCAGCACAGGAACUCAGUGUAUCAGCUGUGGCACCAAACCGCCCUCUUUUUGUAUAUGAAGUGGAAGCACUAACUUCAGAGGAGGUGCUACCUCGGGAUAGGGACCUUCCGACAACAAAAGCAAAAUCUGAACUUUUAACUGAUCAGCCACUCCUAGUUUCAGAAGUUCCUGUUCUUAUAAAAGAAACCAACCUCCCAGGUGAAGCUAGGCCACCUACGUCCACUGCACCAUUCAGUAUUCCAACUGAACAACAUGUAUAUGUCACACAGGUUCCAGUGCUCAUAAAAGAGACUGAACUCCAGCUUGAGCAUAAGCCAUCAGGCACCAAAGCACCGUGCACUAUAGAUGCCCAGCAGCCAGUGAACGUUUCUCUAGUGUCAAGUUUCAUAAUGGAGGGAGAGUACACUCCAGAAAAAAUUCCAAGACAUUUAAAAGCUGAAGUCACAAUGCCAACCGAUACACCAAUAACAAUCUCAGAAACCCCAACACUGGGCAGAGAAGGUGAUUUAACAGUUGAAAAAGUACCACAAGGCAUUACAUCAACAAUGAAGGUGACAACAGAUGAGCCUUUAACCAUUUCUGAACCUGUGAUAUUAGCGAAGGAAGAACACAUUGAAUCAUACUUUGAACCCAAGCAUGCUACUGCAGAGCCAAUCAUAACCACCAGUGAAAGCUUGUCAGUCCUUGCUGAGCCUGCCCUCAUGAAAGAAAGAUUGUUUGGGCUGCGAGAGCAGCCUAACGAGAUGACUGUUCCCUACACUAUCUCAACAGAACAACAUCUUGAGGUGUCUGAACACCCAGCUCUUGACAAAGAAGAAAUUCUGGAGUCUGGGAAGUUUCCAAAAGAGAUUAACGCUCCAUUUUCAGUUCCACUUGAAGAAUCCUUGACAAUUGAACAAGCAAAUCUUUUCACUAAAGAGUCAGACCUGAAAGCAAAAGAACUCCCAGCUACAGUCACAGCACCAUUCACAAUUCCCACUGAGCAGCAUGUUGUUAUCUCAGCAUAUGGAACCUUUGAUAAAGAAAAACUAUUAGAACAAGAAAAGCUUCCAGCUGAGGUAACAGCACCAUGUUCAAUGUUACUCGAAGAGCCUUUGACAAUUGAAGAUGUCAGUCUGUUUUCCAAGGAAUCUGAACUCAAGGCAAAAGAACUUCCUUCAGAGACUACAGCACCAUACACACUUACAACACAACAGCAUGUUGUUAUUCACGAAUCCAAAGCUCUGGAUAAAGAGACUGCAUUCCAUGUUGACCGCCUUCCAGAUGAAGUCACAGCACCAUACUCAGUGCCAGUGGAGACGCCAUUAACAAUUGAAGAGACCAGCCUUCUGGUGAAGGAGUCAGAGUUGAAACCAGAAAAACCAGUCACAGAGAUCACUGCACCUUUUACAAUAUUAACAGAACAGCAUGUUGCUGUGACUGAACAUCCAAGCCUUGAUAAAGAGGAACUAUUUCAGCCAGAAAAGCUGCCUAGAGAGGUCACAGCACCAUUUUCAGUGCCCCUUGAGGAGUCUUUAACAGUAGAAGAAACAAGUCUCCUCACAAAAGAAUCAGAACUGAGGCCAGACACAGUACCUUCAGAAGUUACUGCUCCUUUCUCAGUUCCCACAGAACAGCAUGUUGUGGUAUCAGAGCAGCCAACUCUUGAGAAGGAAGAAUUUCGGCUUGAGGAACUUCCUAACCAAGUUACUGCACCAUUUACUGUACCACUUGAAGAAUCAGUUAUAAUAGAAGAGACAAGCACUUUGGCAAAAGAGUCUGAGCUGAAGCAGGAUGUGCUGCCAGCAAAAGUUACAGCUCCCUUCUCUGUCUCUACAGAAAAGCAUGUUUUAGUGUGUGAUCGCCCAAUUUUUGAAAAAGAAGAAGAAUUUCAGCCCACAGUAUUUCCUCACGAAAUUUCUGCACCAUUUUCAGUGCCACUUCAGGAGUCAAUAGCAGUAGAACAAACAUGCCUUCUCACAAAAGAGACAGAGCUAAAGAAAGAAAAACAUCCUACAGAAGUUAUAGCUCCCUUCUCAUUGCCGACAGACCGGCACAUUGUGAUAUCUGAACGCCCCACUUUUGAGAAGGAAGGAGAUUUCCAGCCUGAAAAGCUUCCUACUGAAGUUACUGCACCAUACUCUGUUCCAUGUGAAGAGUCGCUCACAAUAGAAGAAACAAGUCUUUUAACAAAGGAAUCAGAACUGAGCGAGGAAAAACUCCCAGCAGAAGUUACAGCUCCUUUCUCUGUUUCCACUGAGGAGCAUAUUGUUGUAUUACAGCUUGAAAACCUUGAAAAGGAGGAAGAACUUCAGACUGAAAAAGUUCCAAGGAAACUUACUGCACCAUUUUCAGUACCAGUUCAAGAAUCUAUAGCAGUAGAAGAAACUAGCCUUCUAACAAAGGAAUCAGAAUUGAAGGAGGACAAACUUCCAUCAGAAGUUACAGCUCCAUUUUCAGUUGCAGCUCAGCAGCAUGUUGUAAUAUCACAGUUCCCAGCUCUUGAAAAAGAAGAGGACUUUCAGCCUAGCAAACUUCCUAUCGAAGUUACUGCACCUUAUUCAGUUCCUCUGCAAGAGUCCAUAAUGGUUCAGCAAACAAACAUUCUGGCGAAAGAGUCAGAACUGAAAGAGGAAAAAGUGCCUGAAGUGGUUACAGCUCCUUUCUCAGUUCCAACAGAACAGCACAUUCUGAUAAGUCACCAUCCAGCUCUUGAAAAAGAAGUAGAACUUCAGCCUGAUAAACAACCUAAAGAAAUUACUGCACCUUUCUCAAUACCAUUCGAAGUAUCUUUAACAGUGGAAGAAACAAGUCUUCUCACAAAAGAGUCAGAACUAAAGGAGGAACGAGCUCCUGCACGCAUUGUGGCUCCCUUUUCAGUAUCAACAGCAGAGCACGUUACGGUGUCUGACCAUCCAACUCUUGAAAAAGAAGAGGAACUUCAUGCUGGGGAAAUUCCUAAGGAAGUUACUGUACGCUACUCUUUGCCAUUUGAAGAGUCAUUAACAGUGGAAGAGACGAACAUUCUGGCAAAAGAGUCUGAGUUAAAAGAAGAUAAACUUCCAGCAGAAGUUACAGCUCCUUUCUCUGUUUCAACAAUGGAACACAUUGCAGUGUCUCGCUCUACACUGCUUGAGAAAGAAGAAGAAUUUCAGCCUGGAAAACUUCCUAAAGAAAUAUCCGCAUCUUUCUCAAUACCAUUUGAUGAGCCUUUAUCAGUGGAAGAAACUAGCCUACUGGCAAAGGAGUCAGAGUUAAUGGAAGAUAAACUUCCUGCAGGAGUCACGGCUCCAUUUUCUGUUCUGACUGAGCAGCAUGUUGUCAUCUCAGAGCAUCCAUGUCUCGAAAAAGAAGACAAAUUUCAACCUGGAAAACUUCCCAGUGAAAUUACUGCGCCGUUCUCAGUACGUUUAGAAGAGUCUUUAGCAAUACAGGAAACAAGCCUUCUGGCAAAAGAAUCUGAAUUACCAGAAGAAAAACUUCCUGCUCAAGUCACGCUUCCCUUUUCUCUGCCGACAGAGCAGCACGUCAUGAUAUCAGAGUACCCAACACUUGAAAAAGAAGAGGGUUUCCAGCCAGGAAAGGUUCCUGGGGAAGUCGUGGCGCAAUUUUCAGUUCCAUGUGAAGAGUCACUAAUGAUAGUGGAAACAAGUCUGCUGUCAAAGGAAACUGAACUGGCUCAAGAGAAACUUCCAACAGAAAUAACAGCGCCUUUCUCAGUUUCUACAGAGCAGCACAUAGAAGUAUUACAACCUCAAAACCUUGAGAAAGAAAGAGAAUUUGAAGUUGAGAAAAUUCCGAAGAAAGUAACAGCACCAUUUUCAGUAUCACUUACAGAACCUCUAACAGUAGAAGAAACUAGCUUCCUCACAAAAGAAUCAGAAUUAAAGGAAGAAAAACUUCCUUCAACAGUUACAGCGCCAAUUUCAGUUCCUACUGAGCAACAUGUUGUAGUGUCACAGUUCUCAACUUUAGAAAAAGAAGAGGAGUUUCAGCCUGGGAAACUUCCUGGUGAAGUUACUGCACCUUUCUCAAUUCCAUUGGAAGAGUCGAUAACAGUUCUGCAGGCAAGUAUUCUUACAAAAGAGUCAGAGUUAAAAGAAGAAAAAGUUCCUGAAGAGUUUACAGCUCCUUUUUCAGUUCCCACAGAACAACAUGUUGUAGUGUCAGAGGAUGCUACACUUGAGAAAGAAGAAGAAUUUCAUACGAACAAGCUCCCUAGCGAAAUUAGUGCACCGUAUACAGUUCUACUUGAAGAGUCACUCACAGUGGAGGAAACAAGCCUUUUUGCAAAAGAAGCAGAUAUUAAGGAAGAAAACCUACCCGCAAAGGUUACAGCACCUUUUUCAAUUUCCACAGGAGAGCACAUUUUUAUAACUGACCAGCCAUCCCUUGAGAAGGAAGAAGAAUUUCAGCCUGGAAAGCUUCCUAAAGGAGUGACUGCACCUUUCUCUGUGCCAUUUGAAGAGUCUCUUACAGUUGAAGAGACAAACCUUCUGACGAAGGAGUCAGAUUUAAAAGAGGACAAAUUGCCGGCAGAAACUACAGCUCCUUUCUCAGUUCCGACUGAGGAGCAUGUUGUUGUAUCAGAGCAUCCAUAUCUUGAGAAAGAGGGAGAAUAUCAGGCUGGGAAAAUCCCUAAAGAAGUCACUGCCCCUUUCUCUGUGCCAUUAGAAGAGUCCCUUACAGUGGAAGAGACGAGGUUUCUGACCAAGGAGUCAGAACUAAAGGAGGACAAAAUACCUGCAGAAGCUACAGCUCCUUUCUCAGUUUUGACAGAGCGGCAUGUUGUUGUAUCAGAGCAUCCUCCUCUUGAGAGGGAAAACGAAUUUUACACAGGACAAAUGCCCAGUGAGAUUACAGCGCCAUUUUCAGUACCAUUAGAAGAAUCCUUAACUGUGGUAGAAACAAAUCUUUUGACAAAGGAAUCUCUACUGGAAGAAGAUAAACUUCCUGCAAAAAUUGCCAUACCGUUUUCAGUCCCUACUGAACAACACAUCAUGGUAUUACAACAGCGAGCUUUUGAAAAAGAAGAGGGCUUUCAGCCUCAAAAAAUUCCAGCUGAAAUAACGGCACCAUUUUCAGUACCCCUUGUAGAAUCUGUUACCAUAGAAGAGAUAAACCUCCUGGCGAAAGAAACAGAACUGAAGGAAGAAAAACAAAUUUCAGAAGUUGCAGCUCCUUUCUCAGUUCCUGCUGAGCAGCACAUUUUGGUAUCACAGUUUGCAACGUUUGAAAAAGAAGAGGACUUCCAGCCUGGAAAACUUCCAGGAGAAGUCACAGCACCAUUUUCAGUACCACUACACGAGCCAAUAACAAUUGAACAAACAAGCAUUCUCACGAAGGAGUCAGAACUGAAGGAGCAGAAACUGCCUUCAGAGCUUACUGCUCCAUUUACAAUCGCCACGGAGCAGCAUGUUUUCGUCUCUGAGCAACCAUUUCUUCAAAAAGAAGAGGGAUUUGAGCCUGCAGGUCUUCCCAGUGAAAUCAGUGCACCAUUCACUGUUCCUUCACAGGAAUCAGUGACAGUAGAAGAAACAAGCUCUUUCACAAAAGAAUCCGUGCUCAUAACAAAAGAGCUUCCAAAAGAAACUAAUGCCGUUACCUCACUCCCCACAGAACAGCACAUCAUAGUUUCUGAACUUCCAACACUUGACAAGGAAAGCGUUUUCCUGCCUGGCAAACUCCCCGGUGAGGUUACUGCACCAUAUACUAUACCACUUGAGGAGUCUUUGACAGUACAAGAAAUUAGACAUGUUGCAGAAGUUUCUCAGUUAGCAGCAAAUGAUUUUCCGAAGGAAAUUUCUGCACCAUACUCAAUACCUAAAGAGGAACAUGUAGUAAUAUCUGACCAACCAACCCUGUACAAAGAGCAAGAUUUCCAGGCUGAUAAGAAACCAGGAGAAGUAACUGCACCUUUUUCACUGCCUGUUGCUGAAUCUUUGACCAUUGAGGAGACAAGCUCGCUGUUAAAAGAGUCCAAGUUAGACACAGAGAAACAACCAUCCGAAGUUAGCGCACUCAUGAUGUUGCCUACAGAGCAUCAUGUCACAGUAGUAGAAGAGCGCCCAUCUCUAGACAAAGAGGAGCCACUACAGCUUGAAAAAAUUCCUGGUGAGGUAACUGCACCUUUCUCAAUUGGUCUUAAAGAACCACUAACUGUAGAAGCAACAAAUUUUCUUCUGAAAGAAUCGGAGUUGAAGACAGACCAACGUCCAUCUGAAAUCAGUGCACCAUAUACUAUACCAACAGAUCGACAUGUUUUCAUAUCUCACUCGCAACAGUUUGAUAAGGAGCAAGAACUGGCACCACACACUGCUCCAGAUGAGAUUAAUGCACCGUACUCACUGUUACUAGAAGAAUCAAUAACCAUCGAAGAAAAACAAGUCUUUAGUAAGGAAUCUGAGUUUGCUGUAAAGGAGUCAAACAAGGAGGUAAUAGCUCCUUUCGAUAUUCCAACCGAGCACCAUUUGGUGGUUUCUGACUCCUCAGUUCUUGAAAAAGAAACUAUAUUUAAAUCUGAAGAACUGCCACGCGAAAUGAAAGCUCCUUACACGUUGCCAACGGUGAUUUCACUAACGGUUCAAGAAACACCUGAAUUAUCUAAAGAGUCAGAGUUGCUUUUGAAAAAGCUUCCAGAUGAAUCCCUUGCAUCUCUUUCUAUACCAACCGAAGAGCACAUUACUAUUGUUGAAACAGCUACCUUUUCAAAGGAAGAUGAAUUGCAUACAAAAGUAACAGAAAAGCCAGUUGUUGCUGAGAAAAAUGUGUCUACCCAGGAAACUAUCUCAAUUUUAGAGAUGUCUACAUUGACGAAAGAGAGUGAUUUGGCCUAUGAAGAAAUACCAAAGCACAUGAAAGCCAGUUUUGUUCUAGAUUCUCUAGAACCGAUAACAGUGCAAGAGUUUAACUUUGGCCAAAUGGCUGAUGAAUUUUUCAUUAAAGAAAGACCUGAAGAAAUAAGCCCCAGGGACAUACCUCUUAUUUCAGAUGAAAUCAAGCAUGAAGCACAUGUCCAGGAACCUGUGCCAAAAGAUAAGGAACAAGUUAGUGAAGGUCUAACUAUACAAGAAAUAACUGAAGAAUCCACUCAACACGAAGAGACUUCAUCGUGCAUUGUUGUAGAGGAAGAAAUAUUAGACCAUGCAGAAGCAGGAAUUGAAGUGAAAAAGAAGACAAAAAAGAAGUAUGUCCGAUUUGAUGACACAGCUGGCACCCAGGAAGUUACAGAAGUGCUGCAUACGUUUACCAGAACUGCACCUGAAGGCACCUCACUUAAGAUAGAAGAUGUCACUGAAGAGUAUGAAAAUGCAUCAGAAGUACAAGAAAAAAGCAGUGAAGAGCCUAUAAUUGAAGAAGUUGAAGAGGUGCAACCAACACAGAAAAUCAAGAAAAAGAAAGAAAAGCCAGAUGAACAAAAGCUUACUGAAAUAACACUCCAUCCAAAAAUUGAAGAAACUGAAGAGGAGGAAACCACUUGGAAAGAAGUAACAGUUCAAGAUGAGAAGCAACCGAAAGAUAAGAAGAAAAAGAAGGUACUCAAGAAAAAGAAGCCAGAGGUCACAGAGAUUGAAUUGAAACCAAAAGAAGUAACCCCUGAGGAAAUUCAGGAAGUGAUUGAAGUAAAAGAAAUUGAAGAGAAAGUUGAAGAAGUCACUGAGUUUGACAUCCAGAUUAAGAAGCUGCGCAAGCCUGAAGAAGUAAUCGACAUAACUGUUACAUCAGAAGAAGUACCUCAGCUUGAUGUUAGCCAAGCAAUAAAAAAGCCAAUUGAACUUGAGAGUAUUGAGAAACCAGAAGAGAAGCUUGAAGAAGCACCCGAGGAGAAGCCAGAAGAGCAGAUUGAAGAAAAGCGUAAAGAAAAGAAGAAAAAGAAGGUGGUUAAGAAAAAGGAAAAACCUGAGGUCACAGAAAUUGAGCUAAAACCAAAAGAAGAAGCCCCUGAGCAAAUUCAGGAAGUGAUUGAAGUCAAAGAAAUUGAAGAGAAAGUUGAAGAAAUCACUGAGUUUGACAUCAAUAUUAAGAAGCUGCACAAGCCUGAAGAAGUAAUCGAUAUAACGGUUACAUCAGAAGAAGUACCUCAGCUUGAUGUGACACAAGUGAUUGAAAAGCCAGUUGAACUCGAGAGCAUUGAGAAACGAGAAAAGAAACCUGAAGAAGAAUCUGAGGAGAAGCCAGAAGAGGAGAUCGAAGAGAAGCCUAAGGAAAAGAAGAAAAAGAAGGUGGUUAAGAAAAAGGAAAAGCCUGAGGUCACAGAAAUUGAGCUAAAACCAAAAGAAGCCCCCGAGGAAAUUCAGGAAGUGAUUGAAGUCAAAGAAAUUGAAGAGAAAGUUGAAGAAAUCACUGAGUUUGACAUCACAAUUGAGAAACUGCACAAGCCUGAAGAAGUAAUCGAUAUAACGGUUACAUCAGAAGAAGUACCUCAGCUUGAUGUCACACAAAUGAUUGAAAAGCCAGUUGAGCUUGAAAGUAUUGAGAAACCACAAGAAAAACCUGAAGAAGCACCUGAGGAGAAGCCAGAAGAGCAGAUUGAAGAAAAGCCUAAAGAGAAGAAGAAAAAGAAGGUGGUUAAGAAAAAGGAAAAGCCUGAGGUCACAGAAAUUGAGCUAAAACCAAAAGAAGCCCCCGAUGAAAUUCAGGAAGUGAUUGAAGUCAAGGAAAUUGAAGAGAAAGUGGAAGAAAUUACUGAGUUUGACAUCAAGAUUGAGAAGCUGCGCAAGCCUGAAGAAGUAAUCGAUAUAACGGUUACAUCAGAAGGAGUACCUCAGCUUGAUGUCACACAAAUGAUUGAAAAGCCAGUUGAAGUCGAGAGCAUUGAGAAACGAGAAGACAAGCCUGAAGAAGCCCCCGAGGAGAAGCCAGAAGAGGAGAUCGAAGAAAAGCCUAAAGAAAAGAAGAAAAAGAAGGUGAUUAAGAAGAAGGAAAAGUCAGAGGUCACAGAGGUUGAACUUAAACCAAAAGAAGAAGCCCCCAAGGAAAUUGAGGAAGUGACUGAAAUCAAAGAAAUUGAAGACAAAGUGGAAGAAAUUACUGAGUUUGAUAUCAAGAUUAAGAAGCUGCACAAGCCUGAAGAAGUAAUCGAUAUAACGGUUACAUCAGAAGAAGUACCUCAGCUUGAUGUCACACAAGUUAUUGAAAAGCCAGUUGAACUCGAGAGCACUGAGAAACCAGAAGAAAUGCCUGAAGAAGUCCCUGAAGAAAAGCCGGAAGAGCAGGCUGAAGAAAAGCCUAAAGAAAAGAAGAAAAAGAAGGUGCUUAAGAAAAAGGAAAAGCCUGAGAUCACAGAAAUUGAGCUAAAACCAAAAGAAGAAGCCCCUGAGGAAAUCGAGGAAGUUAUUGAAGUCAAGGAAAUUCAAGAGAAAGUGGAAGAAAUUACUGAGUUUGACAUCAAGAUUGAGAAGCUGCGCAAGCCUGAAGAAGUAAUCGAUAUAACGGUUACAUCAGAAGAAGUACCUCAGCUUGAUGUCACACAAAUGAUUGAAAAGCCAGUUGAAGUCGAGAGCAUUGAGAAACGAGAAGACAAGCCUCAAGAAGCCCCCGAGGAGAAGCCAGAAGAGGAGAUCGAAGAAAAGCCUAAAGAAAAGAAGAAAAAGAAGGUGAUUAAGAAGAAGGAAAAGCCAGAGGUCACAGAGGUUGAACUUAAACCAAAAGAAGAAGCCCCCAAGGAAAUUGAGGAAGUGACUGAAAUCAAAGAAAUUGAAGAGAAAGUGGAAGAAAUUACUGAGUUUGAUAUCAAGAUUAAGAAGCUGCACAAGCCUGAAGAAGUAAUCGAUAUAACGGUUACAUCAGAAGAGGUACCUCAGCUUGAUGUCACACAAAUGAUUGAAAAGCCAGUUGAAGUCGAGAGCAUUGGAAAACGAGAAGAGAAGCCUGAAGAAGCCUCUGAGGAGAAGCCAGAAGAGGAGAUCGAAGAGAAGCCUAAGGAAAAGAAGAAAAAGAAGUUGGUUAAGAAAAAGGAAAAGCCUGAGGUCACAGAAAUUGAGCUAAAACCAAAAGAAGAAGCCCCCGAGGAAAUUCAGGAAGUGAUUGAAGUCAAAGAAAUUGAAGAGAAAGUUGAAGAAGUCACUGAGUCUGACAUCAAAAUUGAGAAGCUGCACAAGCCUGAAGAAGUAAUCGAUAUAACGGUUACAUCAGAAGAAGUACCUCAGCUUGAUGUCACACAAAUGAUUGAAAAGCCAGUUGAAGUCGAGAGCAUUGAGAAACGAGAAGACAAGCCUGAAGAAGCCCCCGAGGAGAAGCCAGAAGAGGAGAUCGAAGAAAAGCCUAAAGAAAAGAAGAAAAAGAAGGUGAUUAAGAAGAAGGAAAAGCCAGAGGUCACAGAAGUUGAACUUAAACCAAAAGAAGAAGCCCCCAAGGAAAUUGAGGAAGUGACUGAAAUCAAAGAAAUUGAAGAGAAAGUGGAAGAAACUACUGAGUUUGAGAUCAAGAUUAAGAAGCUGCACAAGCCUGAAGAAGUAAUCGAUAUAACGGUUACAUCAGAAGAAGUACCUCAGCUUGAUGUCACACAAAUGAUUGAAAAGCCAGUUGAAGUCGAGAGCAUUGAGAAACGAGAAGAGAAGGUUGAAGAAGCCCCCGAGGAGAAGCCAGAAGAGGAGAUCGAAGAAAAGCCUAAAGAAAAGAAGAAAAAGAAGGUGAUUAAGAAGAAAGAAAAGCCAGAGGUCACAGAGGUUGAACUUAAACCAAAAGAAGAAGCCCCCAAGGAAAUUGAGGCAGUGACUGAAAUCAAAGAAAUUGAAGAGAAAGUGGAAGAAAUUACCGAGUUUGACAUCAAGAUUGAGAAGCUGCACAAGCCUGAAGAAGUAAUCGAUAUAAAGGUUACGUCAGAAGAAGUACCUCAGCUUGAUGUCACACAAGUGAUUGAAAAGCCAGUUGAAGUCGAGAGCAUUGAGAAACGAGAUGAGAUGCCUGAAGAAGCCUCUGAGGAGAUUGAAGAGAAGCCUAAGGAAAAGAAGAAAAAGAAGGUGGUUAAGAAAAAGGAAAAGCCUGAGGUCACAGAAAUUGAGCUAAAACCAAAAGAAGAAGCCCCCGAGGAAAUUCAGGAAGUGAUUGAAGUCAAAGAAAUUCAAGAGAAAGUUGAAGAAGUCACUGAGUUUGACAUCAAAAUUGAAAAGCUGCACAAGCCUGAAGAAGUAAUCGAUAUAACGGUUACAUCAGAAGAAGUACCUCAGCUUGAUGUCACACAAAUGAUUGAAAAGCCAGUUGAGCUUGAAAGUAUUGAGAAACCACAAGAAAAACCUGAAGAAGCACCUGAGGAGAAGCCAGAAGAGCAGAUUGAAGAAAAGCCUAAAGAGAAGAAGAAAAAGAAGGUGGUUAAGAAAAAGGAAAAGCCAGAGGUCACAGAGGUUGAACUUAAACCAACAGAAGAAGCCCCCGAGGAAAUUGAGGAAGUGACUGAAAUGAAAGAAAUUGAGGAGAAAGUGGAAGAAAUUACAGAGUUUGACAUCAAGAUUGAAAAGCUACACAAGCCUGAAGAAACAAUGGAUAUAACGGUUACAUCAGAAGAAGUACCUCAGCUUGAUGUCACACAAGUUAUUGAAAAGCCAGUUGAACUCGAGAGCACUGAGAAACCAGAAGAAAUGCCUGAAGAAGUCCCUGAAGAAAAGCCGGAAGAGCAGGCUGAAGAAAAGCCUAAAGAAAAGAAGAAAAAGAAGGUUAUUAAGAAGAAGGAAAAGCCAGAGGUCACAGAGAUUGAACUGAAACCAAAAGAAGAAGCCCCUGAGGAAAUCGAGGAAGUUAUUGAAGUCAAGGAAAUUCAAGAGAAAGUGGAAGAAAUUACUGAGUUUGACAUCAAAAUUGAGAAGCUUCACAAGCCUGAGGAAGUAGUUGAUAUAACAGUCACAUCGGAAGGAAUUCCUCAGCCUGAUGUUACACAAGUGAUAGAAAAACCUAUUGAACUCGAGAGCAUUGAGAAACCAGAAGAAAAGACCCAAGAAGUGCCUGAGCAGAAGCCCGAAGAGCAGAUUGAAGAAAAGCCGAAAGAAAAGAAGAAAAAGAAGGUGACUAAGAAGAAGGAAAAGCCAGAUGUCACAGAGGUUGAACUGAAACCAAGAGAACAAGCCCCCAAGGAAAUGGAGGAAGUGACUGAAAUCAAAGAAAUUGAAGAGAAAGUGGAAGAAAUUACCGAGUUUGACAUCAAGAUUGAGAAGCUUCACAUGCCUGAAGAAGUUGAUAUAACAGUCACAUCGGAAGGAAUACCUCAGCCUGAUGUUACACAAGUUAUAGAAAAACCUAUUGGAUUCGAGAGCAUUGAGAAACCAGAGGAGAAGCCUGAAGAAACCCCCGAGGUUAAGCCAGAAGAGGAGAUCGAAGAAAAGCCUACAGAAAAGAAGAAAAAGAAGGUGAUCAAGAAGAAGGAAAAGCCAGAGGUCACAGAGGUUGAACUUAAACCAAAAGAAGAAGCCCCCACAGAUAUUGAGGAAGUGAUUGAAGUCAAAGAAAUUCAAGAGAAAGUUGAAGAAGUCACUGAGUUUGACAUCAAAAUUGAGAAGCUGCACAAGCCUGAAGAAGUAAUCGAUAUAAAGGUUACGUCAGAAGAAGUACCUCAGCUUGAUGUCACACAAAUGAUUGAAAGGCCAGUUGAAGUCGAGAGCAUUGAGAAACGUGAAGAGAAGCCUGAAGAAGCCCCCGAGGAGAAGCGAGAAGAGGAGAUCGAAGAAAAGCCUAAAGAAAAGAAGAAAAGGAAGGUGAUUAAGAAGAAGGAAAAGCCAGAGGUCACAGAGGUUGAACUUAAACCAAAAGAAGAAGCCCCCGAGGAAAUUGAGGAAGUGACUGAAAUGAAAGAAAUUGAGGAGAAAGUGGAAGAAAUCACAGAGUUUGACAUCAAGAUUGAGAAGCUGCGCAAGCCUGAAGUAAUCGGUAUACCGGUUGCAGCGGAAGAAGUACCUCAACUUGAUGUCACACAAGUUAUUGAAAAGCCAGUUGAACUCGAGAGCAUUGAGAAACCAGAAGAAAUGCCUAAAGAAGCGCCUGAGGAGAAGCCAGAAGAGCAGAUUGAAGAAAAACCUAAAGAAAAGAAGAAAAAGAAGGUUAGUAAGAAGAAGGAAAAGCCAGAGGUCACAGAGGUUGAACUGAAACCAAAAGAAGAAGCCCCCGAGGAAAUUGAAGAAGUGGCUGAAAUCAAAGAAAUUGAAGAGAAAGGGGAAGAAAUUACAGUGUUUGACAUCAAGACUGAGAAGCUUCACAAGCCUGAAGAAGUAGUUGAUAUAACAGUCACAUCGGAAGGAAUACCUCAGCCUGACGUUACACAAGUGAUAGAAAAACCUAUUGAACUCGAGAGCAUUGAGAAACCAGAAGAAAAGCCUGAAGAAGUCACUGAGGAGAAGCCAGAAGAGCAGAUUGAAGAAAAGCCGAAAGAAAAGAAGAAAAAGAAGGUGAUUAAGAAGAAGGAAAAGCCAGAGCUCACAGAGGUUGAACUGAAACCAAAAGAAGCCCCCAAGGAAAUUGAGGAUGUGACUGAAAUCAAAGAAAUUGAAGAGAAAGUAGAAGAAAUUGCAGACUUUGGCAUCAAGAUUGAGGAGCUUCGCAAGCCUGAGGAAGUAGUUGAUAUAACUGUCACAUCUGAAGGAAUACCCCAGCCUGAUGUUACAGAAGUGAUAAAAAAACCUAUUGAACUUAAGAGCAUUGAGAAACCAGAAGAGAAGCCUGAAGAGGCCCCUGAGGAGAAACCAGAUGAGUUGCUCGAGGAAAAGCCUAAAGAAAAGAAGAAGAAGAAGGUUACUAAGAAGAAGGAGAAGCCUGAAGCUGCUGAAGUAGAAUUAACACCAAAAGAAAUACAUCCAGAAGAGGUCUUGGAUGCUGUUGACUCAAAGGAAGUUGAGGAGGCUCCUAAAGUAGAGCUUGUAGAAACUACAAAAAUCCCCGCAAAAGUUGAAGAGGUGGAGGAAUUUGAGAGAACAGUGGAUGAAAGUAUUCCUAAGCCCCAAAAGAAGCCAAAGCAAAAACGCAAGCUUUCUAUAAAGGUUUUAGAUGCAGAAGAUGACGCUACAUCACCCACAAGCGUAGACUUUAAAUUCAUAAAACCAGUUCCCGAAGAAAAAGUUAGCGAGGAGCCUGUAGAACUUGUUUAUGAAACACACAGAGAAGAAACAAUUGAUAUUGAAGUUACAUUAGAGAGCUUACCUCAGCCAACUGUCGAAGAAGUUAAAACAGAACCUUUGAAGAAAGAAGAGGAAGCCACUGAAGCACCCAAAGAACCUGAAGUUUCUCAAGAAAAGAUGCCCGAAGAAAUAGAUACUACUGACAAACCAAAGAUCAUUCGGCCUAAGUCUGAGCAGCCAAAAGUUAAAAGAAGGCCAAAGCAUAGACCUGAUAUCAUACCUGAGGAAGAAGAGUUCUUUUCAGCUGGUGAAAGUGUUGAGUUUGAAGAAAGGGAUGCAGAAAUUUAUGAGCAUACUGACAUAGAACUGGAAGCAGUCACUGUUGAUGAAGCAGAGAUUUUUGAGUCUGCAAUUGGCUCCAGUGAGCUGCCAGUGCUUCAAGAAGCAUUAACCUCAUCUAUGGAACUUCGAUCAACAGAGGAAGCCACUAAAGAGGCACCAGAGGUUAUCUCUCGACCAAAAGAUGAGCUUUUAAUUACAGAGAGGGUGGCCAGCUUCCUUGACACUGUUGAAAGUGCAAAGCUCACUGAAGUACAUGAAGACGAGUCCUUGUUAGAACAGGCUAUUGCAACAACCUUAGUGCCUAGUGAGGUCCCAAGUGCAGAAGAGUUCGAAGUCUCAGUGAAAGAAAGCGAGGAGCUUAUUACUUUAGAAAUGAAAUUAUUUAGUGACACAAUGGAGCAGGAGCAAGAACUGCAAGUGGUCUUUGAAGAAGUGAAAGAAGCACUGGCUCCUGUACAGCCAUCCAUUUCAGAGCAACCAGAGGUUACUCCAAAGAGGAGAAGAAAGGCCCCAGAAAAGCCAGAAGAUGAAGCUCCCCGAGAUAUCACAGCAGAAAAGCCAGAAGAGACACCAAAGCCUGAGGAGGCACCAGAAGAAGUCAAAGUGGAAGAGGCAAAGGCAGAAGAGAAAGCUCCUGAAGAAGCCAAGAUUAAAAUUAAGAAGAAACCCAAAAAGCCAAAAAUUACCGAAGAAGCACCUGAGGAAACUGUCAUUCUGAAGAAGCCAGAAGAAAAACCAGAGGAGACUUCGAAGGAAGUUACAGAAGAUGUCACAGUCUCCUUGCUGGAAAAGCCGGAAGAGGCUCCAAAGCCUGAGGAGGCACCAGAAGAAGUCACAGUGGAAGAGGCAAAACCAGAAGAGAAGGCUCCUGAAGAAGCCAAGAUUAAAAUUAAGAAGAAAACCAAAAAGCCCAAAAUUGCCGAAGAAGCACCUGAGAAAACUGUCAUUCUGAAGAAGCCAGAAGAAAAACCAGAGGAGACUCCGAAGGAAGUUACAGAAGAUGUCACAGUCUCCUUGCUAGAAAAGACGGAAGAGGCUCCAAAGCCUGAGGAGGCACCACAAGAAGUCCCAGUGGAAGAGGCAAAACCAGAAGAGAAAGCUCCUGAAGAAGCCAAGAUUAAAAUUAAGAAGAAAACCAAAAAGUUCAAAAUUACCGAAGAAGCACCGGAGGAAACUGUCAUUCUGAAGAAGCCAGAAGAAAAACCAGAGGAGAUUCCGAAGGAAGUUACAGAAGAUGUCACAGUCUCCUUGCUGGAAAAGCCAGAAGAGGUUCCAAAGCCUGAGGAGGCACCAGAAGAAGUUAAAGUGGAAAAGACCCCUGAGGAAGCAGAACUUAAAGUAAAGAAAAAACGCAAGACGCCGAAGGUUACUGAGGAAGCACCAGAGGAAACUGUCAUCCUAAAGAAACCAGAAGAAAAACCAGAGGAAGUUUCUAAGGAUGCCAUAGAUGUCACAGUCUCCUUGGCAGAAAAGCCAGAAGAGGUUCCAAAGCCUGAAGAAGUACCAGAAGAAGUUAAGGUGGAAGAGGCCAAACCAGAAGAGAAAGCACCUGAAGAAACAGAACUUAAGAUCAAGAAGAAACUCAAAAAGCCCAAGCUUACUGAAGAAGCACCUGAGGAAAUUGUCGUUCUCAAGAAAGCAGAGGAAAAACCAGAGGAGAUUCCUGAGGAAGUUACGGAAGAUGUCACAGUCUUCUUGCUGGAAAAGCCAGAAGAGGUUGGGAAGGCUGAGGAGGCACCAGAAGUCAAAGUGGAAGAGGGAAAACCAGAAGAAAAAGCUCCUGAAGAACCAGAACUUAAGAUCAAGAAACGCAAAAAGCCUGAGAUUACUGAGGAAGCACCUGAGGAAACUGACGUUCUGAAGAAGCCAGAGGAAAAACCAGAGGAGAUUCCGAAGGAAGUUACAGAAGAUGUCACAGUCUCCUUACUGGAAAAGCCGGAAGAGGCUCCAAAGCCUGAGGAGGCACCACAAGAAGUCACAGUGGAAGAGGCAAAACCAGAAGAGAAAGCUCCCGAAGAAGCCAAGAUUAAAAUUAAGAAGAAACCCAAAAAGCCCAAAAUUACCGAGGACGCACUUCAGGAAACUGUCGUACUGAAGAAGCCAGAAGAAAAACCAGAGGAGAUUCCGAAAGAAGUUACAGAAGAUGUCACAGUCUCCUUGCUGGAAAAGCCGGAAGAGGCUCCACAGCCUGAGGAGGCACCAGAAGAAGUCAAAGUGGAAGAGGAAAAAGCAGAAGAGAAAGCUCCUGAAGAAGCCAAGACUAAAAUUAAGAAGAAAACCAAAAAGCCGAAAAUUACCGAAGAAGCACCUGAGGAAACUGUCAUUCUGAAGAAGCCAGAAGAAAAACCAGAGGAAAUUCAGAAGGAAGUUACAGAAGAUGUCACAGUCUCCUUGCUGGAAAAGCCGGAAGAGGCUCCAAAGCCUGAGGAGGCACCACAAGAAGCCACAGUGGAAGAGGCAAAACCAGAAGAGAAAGCUCCUGAAGAAGCCAAGAUUAAAAUUAAGAAGAAACCCAAAAAGCCCAAAAUUACCGAGGAAGCACCUGAGGAAACUGUCGUACUGAAGAAGCCAGAAGAAAAACCAGAGGAGAUUCCGAAAGAAGUUACAGAAGAUGUCACAGUCUCCUUGCUGGAAAAGCCGGAAGAGGCUCCACAGCCUGAGGAGGCACCAGAAGAAGUCAAAGUGGAAGAGGCAAAACCAGAAGAGAAAGCUCCUGAAGAAGCCAAGAUUAAAAUUAAGAAGAAACCCAAAAAGCCUGAGAUUACCGAGGAAGCACCUGAAGAAACUGUCAUUCUGAAGAAGCCAGAAGAAAACCCAGUAGAGAUUCCGAAGGAAGUUACGGAAGAUGUCACGGUGCCCUUGCUGGAAAAGCCGGAAGAGCCAUCAAAGCUCGAGGAGGCGCCAGAAGAUGUCAAAGUGGAAGAGGGAAAACCAGAAGAGAAAGCUCCUGAAGAAGCAGAACUUAAGAUCAAGAAACGCAAAAAGCCUGAGGUUACUGAGGAAGCACCCGAGGAAACUGUUGUUCUGAAGAAGCCAGAAGAAAAACCCGAGGAGCUUCCUCAAGAAAUUGGGGAAGAUUUCACAUCCUCCUUGGAAGAAAAGCCUGAAGAGACUCCGAAGCCAGAGGAGGUACCAGAAGAAGUUAGCAUGGAAGAGGCCAAACCAGAAGACAAGAGAGAAGUCGCCGAAGAGGAGGCUAAACUUACUAUUAAGAAGCCUAAGAAAGUAAAAGUGACAGAAGAGACAGCUGAAGAGAAAGUAACAUUAAAGAAGGUGGAAGAAAAACAUGAAGUUCCUGAGGAAAUCACAGAGGAUGUCACUGUGAAAUUAGAAAAAGCACCAGAGGGAGCUCCUCAGCCUGAAGAAGCUCCUGAAGAAAUUACGAUCGAAGAGAAACCAGAACCAGUUGAGAAAAAGGAUGUUGUAGAAGAGGAGGCCAAGCUCACCAUCAAGAAAAAAUCUAAGAAACCAAAAGUCAUUGAAGAGGCACCUGAAGAGACAAUGACAGUGAAAAAGCCUGUGGAAAAAACAGAACGUCCUGAAGAAAUCUCUGAGGAUAUCACUGUGACAUUAGAAGAAAAACCAAAAGAAACUCCAAAGCCUGAGGAAGCUCCUGAAGAACUUAUAAUCGAAGAGAAACCUGAACCAGUGGAGAAAAAGGAGAUUGUAGAAGAGGAGGCCAAGCUCACCAUCAAAAAGAAGCCCAAGAAACCAAAAUUCACUGAGGAGGCACCUGAGGAGACCGUUACAGUGAAGAAACCCGAAGAACAACCAGAAGAACAUCCGGAGGAAAUCACUGAGGAUGUCACUGUGACAUUAGAAGAAAAACCAAAGGAAAUUUCUAAGCUUGAAGAAGCUCCUGAAGAACUAAAGAUCGAAGAGAAACCUAAACCAGUUGAGAAAAAGGAUAUUGCAGAAGAGGAGGCCAAGCUUACCAUCAAAAAGAAACCCAAGAAACCAAAAGUCAUUAAAGAGGCACCUGAAGAGACAGUGACACUGAAGAAGCCUGAAGAACAGCUGGAAGAACGUCUAGAGGAAAUCACCGAGGAUGUUACUGUUACAUUGGAAGAAAAGCCAAAGGAAACUGCAAGGCCUGAAGAAGCUCCAGAAGAACUGACGAUAGACGAGAAACCUAAACCAGUUGAGAAAAGGGAAUUUACAGAAGAGGAGGCCAAGCUUACCAUCAAAAAGAAGCCCAAGAGACCAAAAGUCAUUGAAGAGGCACCUGAGGAGACUGUUACAGUGAAGAAGCCCGAAGAACAACCGGAGGAACGUCCUGAAGAAAUCAGUGAGGAUGUCACUAUAACAUUAGAAGAAAAGCCAAAGGAAACUCCUCAGCCUGAACAAGCUCCUGAAGAGCUGACGGUUGAAGAGAAACCUAAACCAGUUGAGAAAAAGGAAGUUGUAGAAGAGGAAGCCAAGCUCACCAUCAAAAAGAAACCAAAGAAACCGAAAGUCAUUGAAGAGGCACCUGAGGAGACUGUUACAGUGAAGAAGCCUGAGGAACAACCGGAAGAACGUCCUGAGGAAGUUACUGAGGAUGUCACUAUGAUAUUAGAAGAAAAACCAAAGGAAACUCCUAAGCCUGAAGAAGCUCCUGAAGAGCUGACGGUCGAAGAGAAACCUAAACCAGUUGAGAUAAAGGAAGUUGUAGAAGAGGAGGCGAAGCUAAGCAUCAAAAAGAAACCAAAGAAGCCGAAAAUCAUUGAAGAGGCACCUGAGGAGACUGUGACACUUAAAAAGCCUGAGGAACGACCGGAAGAACGUCCUGAGGAAGUUACUGAGGAUGUCACUAUGAUAUUAGAAGAAAAACCAAAGGAAACUCCUAAGCCUGAAGAAGCUCCUGAAGAACUGACGGUCGAAGAGAAACCUAAACCAGUUGAGAAAAAGGAAGUUGUAGAAGAGGAAGCCAAGCUCACCAUCAAAAAGAAACCAAAGAAACCAAAAGUCAUUGAAGAGGCACCUGAGGAGACUGUUACAGUGAAGAAGCCCGAAGAACAACCGGAGGAACGUCGUGAAGAAAUCAGUGAGGAUGUCACUAUAACUUUAGAAGAAAAGCCAAAGGAAACUCCUAAGCCUGAAGAAGCUCCGGAAGAACUGACGAUUGAAGAGAAACCUAAACCGGUUGAGAAAAAAGAAGUUGUAGAAGAGGAAGCCAAGCUCACCAUCAAAAAGAAACGAAAGAAAUCAAAAGUCAUUGAAGAGGCACCUGAGGAGACUGUUACAGUGAAGAAGCCUGACGAACAACCAGAGGAACGUCGUGAAGAAAUCAGUGAGGAUGUCACUAUAACUUUAGAAGAAAAGCCAAAGGAAACUUUUAAGCCUGAAGAAGCUCCGGAAGAACUGACGAUUGAAGAGAAACCUAAACCAGUUAAGAAAAAAGAAGUAGAAGAGGAGGCGAAGCUUACCAUCAAAAAGAAACCAAAGAAGCCGAAAAUCAUUGAAGAGGCACCUGAGGAGACUGUGACACUUAAGAAGCCUGAGGAACAAGCGGAAGAACGUCCUGAGGAAGUUACUGAGGAUGUCACUAUGACAUUAGAAGAAAAACCAAAGGAAAGUCCUAAGCCUGAAGAAGCUCCUGAAGAACUGACGAUUGAAGAGAAACCUAAACCGGUUGAGAAAAAAGAAGUUGUAGAAGAGGAAGCCAAGCUCACCAUCAAAAAGAAACCAAAGAAACCAAAAGUCAUUGAUGAGGCACCUGAGGAGACUGUGACACUUAAGAAGCCUGAAGAACAACCAGAAGAACGUCCUCAGGAAGUUACUGAGGAUGUCACUGUGACAUUAGAAGAAAAACCAAAGGAAACUACAAUGUCUGAAGAAGCUCCUGAAGAACUGACGAUUGAAGAGAAACCUAAACCAGUUGAGAAAAAAGAAGUUGUAGAAGAGGAGGCCAAGCUUACUAUCAAAAAGAAACCAAAGAAGCCGAAAAUUAUUGAAGAGGCACCUGAGGAGACUGUGACGCUUAAGAAGCCUGAGGAACAACCGGAAGAACGUCCUGAGGAAGUUACUGAGGAUGUCACUAUGACAUUAGAAGAAAAACCAAAGGAAAGUCCUAAGCCUGAAGAAGCUCCUGAAGAACUGACGAUUGAAGAGAAACCUAAACUGGUUGAGAAAAAGGAAGUCGUAGAAGAGGAGGCCAAGCUUACCAUCAAAAAGAAACCAAAGAAGCCGAAAAUCAUUGAUGAGGCACCUGAGGAGACUGUGACACUUAAGAAGCCUGAAGAACAACCAGAAGAACGUCCUCAGGAAGUUACUGAGGAUGUCACUGUGACAUUAGAAGAAAAACCAAAGGAAACUACAAUGUCUGAAGAAGCUCCUGAAGAACUGACGAUCGAAGAGAAACCUAAACCAGUAGAGAAAAGGGUAGUCGUAGAAGAGGAGGCCAAGCUUACCAUCAAAAAGAAACCCAAGAAACCAAAAUUCGCUGAGGAGGCACCUGAAGAAACUGUGACGCUUAAGAAACCUGAGGAACAACCGGAAGAACGUCCUGAGGAAGUUAGUGAGGAUGUCACUGUGACAUUAGAAGAAAAACCAAAGGAAACUCCAAUGCCUGAAGAAGCUCCUGAAGAACUGACCAUCGAAGAGAAACCUAAACCAGUAGAGAAAAGGGUAGUCGUAGAAGAGGAGGCCAAGCUUACCAUCAAAAAGAAACCCAAGAAACCAAAAUUCGCUGAGGAGGCACCUGAAGAAACUGUGACGCUUAAGAAACCUGAGGAACAACCGGAAGAACGUCCUGAGGAAGUUAGUGAGGAUGUCACUGUGACAUUAGAAGAAAAACCAAAGGAAACUCCAAUGCCUGAAGAAGCUCCUGAAGAACUGACCAUCGAAGAGAAACCUAAACCAGUUGAGAAAAGGGAAUUUGUAGAAGAGGAGGCCAAGCUUACCAUCAAAAAGAAACCCAAGAAACCAAAAUUCGCUGAGGAGGCACCUGAAGAGACUGUGACACUGAAGAAGCCUGAAGAACAGCUGGAAGAACAUCCAGAAGAAAUCAGUGAGGAUGUCACUAUAACUUUAGAAGAAAAGCCAAAGGAAGCUCCAAAGCCUGAAGAAGCUCCUGAAGAACUGACGAUCGAAGAAAAACGUAAACCAGUUAAGAAAACGGAUGUUGUAGAAGAGGAGGCCAAACUAACUAUUAAGAAGCCAAGAAAGCCAGAAAUUCAUGAUGAAUUACCUGAAGAAAUUCCAACAGUCACUUUAAGAAAAAGGGUCUCAAAACCUCAAGCUCUUGAAGAUGUUAGUGAAAAGUUUACACUACCUCUUCAAGAAGAAGCCCCCGCCCCAAGACAAUAUGAUGAAGUUCAAGAAAUGUUUGAGCUGAAGGUGCCUCGUAAAUUUAGCGCAAUUGAUACUGAUUUCUCUUUAAAGGCAGAAGGUGAAGAUCAAGCUCCACAAGAGGAUACACUUCACCUUGAUCUUGCUUCCAAAGAACAGGAAUGCACAGUAACAGAAGCUUCAGAUGAAUUCAAGAUUGUCCUUCAGCAGCCUCAAGAUGAAGAAGAGGAUGUUGAAAUAAUUGAGUAUGUGGCCGUCACAACUUACAUCACAGAAGAGGAGGAUGGUUUGGACCUUGAGGAAGGCGAGCAUGUUAUAUUGGUGGAACGAAAAACUGAGGAACGAUGGCUUGUGCGAAAGACUAUCACCAGAGAGAAGGGAAUAGUUCCAAAGUCCAUCUUACAAGAUGUUGCGUCUUACAAUCAGCUUCUGGACCAAGUUUUGGAAGAAAAAAUUGGCAAGCUUCCUGUAUUCGGGAAGCUACUUCCUGGAGAAAAAAUGACAGCACCCAAAUUCCUUGAGAAGAUCAAGCCAACAGAGGUUGAAAAAGGACAGCCAGCAACGUUCCAGUGCCAAGUACAAGGUAAUCCACGGCCACAUGUGACUUGGUUCAAGCAGACACGAAUCAUAAAAUCAACAACAGAAUUCGAGAUUUAUUACGAUGAAGAAAAUGUGAGCACCCUUGUCAUUAAUGAAGUCUUCCCAGAAGAUGCAGGAACAUACACUGUGGUUGCCAAGAACCCAGCAGGCUUUGCAUCAUGCUCAGCUGACUUAACUGUGCAAGAAUUCAUCAGUGAGCAGACUAUCUCAAGACGCACCGUAUCGAGGUCAUCAUCAUUACUGGACUUAUUGGUGGAAGGAAUUCCUCCUGUUUUUUCAGCACCUUUGCGGCCUCACUUGAAGGUUGAUGAAGGGACCACGCUGACUCUUGUCAUAAAAGUCACUGGCACUCCCGAGCCGGAGGUAACCCUCAAGGUGAACGACAAACCCCUCAAUGAGAAAAACAAUAAGCGACUCUCAGUUACGAAAACAAAAGAAGAUCACAAUUUCAUCAACGUGACAUUUGUCUUGAAAGAUGUGAAACCAGGUGAUGCUGGUACAUAUGAAGUUACAGCUGAAAACUGUGAAGGAACUGUAACCAGUCACAUUGAUGUCGAAGUGAUAGAGAAGCCCAAGGAAGAGCAAGAACCACCAAAAUUUACACAGACUUUCAGCGACACAGUGGUUACAGAAGAAGAAACAGUAAGACUAAUUGUAAAGUACACUGGAAAACCAAACCCCACUGUCACGUGGUAUAGAGAUGAUAAGCCAGUACAUAAAGACAGCAAAAAAAUUAUAAUUCAAGAGGAUGAAUCAACAUCCACCCUCGAGAUACCCAAGUCUGACGUGACUGAUACUGCAAAGUACACAUGCACUGCAUCCAACCCUGCAGGCAAAGUCACACACACUGCCAAAGUGACUGUGCAAGAACCAAACCUCACAUUUGUGGAGAAGCUUGAAGAUGUAGAGGUAAAAGAAAACCACGUGGCCAUGUUUGUCACAAAGACAAACCGGCCAGUUGAUCAUGUCACUUGGUGCAAAGAUGGAGAGCCAAUUAAACUUGACGAGCCACAAGAAAAAUACCAAGCAAUCUCUGAAGGUCCCUAUCAGAAGCUUGUGAUCAAGAACGCUAGUAUCAAAGAUGAAGGUGAAUACACAUGUGUACUAGGAGACGAGGAGACAUCAGCAGACUUAGUUGUCAUUGAGCUGCCUCCAGAGAUAACCACCUUUAUGACAGACCAAACUGUUGCAAAGGAUGACACAGCUCAGUUUUUCAUUGAACUGACCAAAGGUGAUGCAUUGGUUCGUUGGUUCAAAGAUGGGAAAGAGCUGCAGUUCAGCGACCGUGUCAGACUAAAAAUUGAUGGGAAACGCCAAGUCUUAGUAAUUAAAAAUUCUGUUCUACAAGAUGCUGGACGCUACACUUGUAAAGUUGGCGAUCAGUCAUGCAGUGCUCGCCUCACUGUUGAACCCCCAUCUGUUGAGUUCACUGCAAGACUACCGGAGAAAACAACUGUGCCUCAAGAUACAGAUGCCGUUUUUGAGGUGGCAUUGUCACAAGCAGAUGUUGACGUUGUCUGGAUGAAGAAUGGAAAGCCCAUUCCAAUGGACCAACGUUUCAAAUUUGUUAAAGAGGAGAAGGUCAGGCGACUUGUGGUACCUUGUGUUGACAAAGAUGACACUGCUGAAUACACAUGCGUGGCUGGAAAUGUCAAGACUUCUACAAUACUACAUGUUGAAGAUGCUGAUGCCGAAUUCACACUACGACUGCACGACGUGAUUGUCCGUGAAAGCGAUACUGUUACACUACUCGUUGAAGUGUCACGAGAGACACUUGAAGUCCGGUGGAUGAAGGACGGUGACUUAAUCCAACCAUCUGAAAAGGUCGUCGUUACAACAGAAGGGAAAAGUAGGAAGUUAAUAAUACGUGAGAGCUCAAUGGAUGAUCAAGGUGUCUACUCUUGUGUUCUGAAGGAUAAGAAGUGUUCAUCCUCUGUCCUUGUUCAUGCACCUCCAAAGAUUACCACGGACAAGCAAGCCUUCUCAAGUAGAAAAGGAACAACAUUGAAACUACCCAUACCCUACACUGGCAUUCCACAACCAACAGCAACCUGGAAACUGAAUGGACAGCCACUAGAGCCAGUCAAAAACAAGAUCAUCCAAGAAAUUUCACCCCAAGAGGCAACACUGACAAUAAAAGAUCUGAAACCCACAGACACUGGAACUGUGACACUCACUCUCAAAAAUUCUUGUGGUGAAUGUAGCAAACCAUUUAAUGUCACAUGCAUCGAAAAGCCCAGUGCACCAGGGGUGCCUGAGCCUUCAGAUAUAUCCAGUACUGGCUCCCUUGUGCUGUCCUGGAAACCACCGCAAUCUGAUGGAGGUUCCAAGAUCACAAAUUACAUUGUCGAAUACCAUGAUCGAAACACACUUCGUUGGGCGCUUUAUUCUGACACCAUUCAGGACACCUUCACAAAAGUGGAGGGUCUGUCACCCAAUGAAGAAUACAUGUUCCGUGUCACAGCUGAGAAUGAAGCUGGAAAAGGUGAUCCUUCUCAAGGCACUAAAUAUAUUCCUAUUCAGCCAAAAGCUGGGGAGCCACCAGUCAUCUUAGAGCACCUGACUGACAAGGCUGUUGGUGUGAAAAAACCAGCAGAAUUAACGUGUAGAGUAGCUGGGAAUCCUACACCUGCAGUCAAAUGGCUUAAAAAUGGCAAAGAUCUCGUCAUGAUCAGCAACUUUAGUGCUGAAUUCAAGGAUCAGAAGGCUACACUUCGUAUUAAAGAGGCGUCUACAAAGUCAGGAGGAAAAUACACAUGUAAAGCAACUAAUCCACAUGGUUCCACAGAAACAACAUGCACACUGUCUGUCCAAGAUCCACCACGGGCCGACUUUGAUGAAAAACUUCGGAAUGUCCGCAUCAAUAAGCAUGAGGCAUUCAAGGUUCCCUGCACCAUUCAUGGAUUUCCAAAGCCCGCCAUCACAUGGUUACGCGACGGGGCACCCAUUCAAUCAACCAAGCAUACGCUCAUAACAGACAAGGAUGAUACUUCGACCAUUACGAUCCAUAGUACAGAGGGGCCAGAUUCUGGUGUUUAUACACUUGAACUAAAAAAUACAGCUGGGAGCAUCAGCUAUGAUUUCAAGCUCAGAGUGCUUGACAAGCCAGGUCCACCUGAAGCACCCAUUCAAUUCCUGGAAACUGCCGGAGACCAUAUCACAUUGUCAUGGCAGCCACCCCUGGAUGAUGGAGGGUCACCGCUUACAAAGUACAUUGUUGAACGCUGCGAGACUACAAGAACAGUCUUUGUUGAGGUUGGAACAACUCAGCCAGACACCACCACGCUCAGAGAUCCUGAUGUGAAUGAAGCGAGCGAGUACCUUUACAGGAUCUCAGCUGUCAAUGAAUAUGGCAUUAGCGUACCACUCACUUCUGAACCUGUACUGGCCCGCUGUCCGUAUGAUAAACCAUCUGCACCAGAAGGGCCACUGAAGACUGCAAAGAUGACGGACAAUUCAUUGGUAUUGACAUGGCAGGAGCCACUGUCUGAUGGUGGACGCCCUAUAAUUGAAUAUACAGUUGAAAAACGUGAGGCCUCUAAGAAGGCCUGGAUUAAAGUUGGGACAACAGAGAGUUUGUCCAUGGAAGUUUCGAACCUCAAAUCAGACAAUGCGUAUAUCUUCCGAGUUACAUGUCGCAAUGAAAUUGGCAGCAGUCCACCACUUACAAGUGACGAGCCAAUAACAGUCCAUGCCCAAAUACAACCUCCAGAUGCACCCACUGGCCCCUUACACAUCUCUGAUGUAACGAACAAAACUGCAACACUCACAUGGAGUCCACCUGCAUUUGACGGAGGCUCUCCCAUCAUUGCCUAUGUUGUGGAGCACCUCAGUGAGGACCAGGCAACUGCUGACAUGCCUAAGUGGGUGACAGUUGCCAAUGUGGAUGGAGGAACGAUGACACAUCGUGUUGUGAGCUUGAGUGACAAAACGAGGCAUCGAUUCCGAGUUCGUGCAGAAAAUGUUGCUGGUACUGGGCCACCUCUAGAGGACAGUGGUGAAUGGCAGGCACUACCAGCAGCAGCCGACCGCCCAACUCCACCAACAGCACCACUUGAGAUCCUGGUAACUGGUCCAAACUCUAUGGAUGUUUCAUGGGGACGCCCAGAAUGGGAUGGUGGGUCUCCGCUUCUCGGCUACACUGCAGCACUCAGGGACACAUCACGGACAAUGUGGAUGGAGGUGGGCCAAGUCGAUGCUGAAACUCUGCGUCUUCACAUCAGAGACCUCGAGGAAGGGGCGCAGUACCACGUACGCAUCUUGGCUCGAAACGAUGUUGGCUUCUCUGACCCACUUGAAUCGGAAGAGCCCAUAACUAUUUUACGACCCCCAGGAUUUCAAGAUCAAGCUGCUGCCUCACCAGAGAAGAAGCCAAAGGCGAAACCUGAUGAGCCAUCUGAGGACAGCUGCACAACCCAGACAACUUCAUCGUGGAUAAGAGAAGCCAAUGUUGAGCCCUUGCUUCACAGUUACACCAAACAUGUGUUGGUCAGCCGCAACGAGUAUUUCUUCAGGUUGUGGCAUUAUGCUGACACACUUUUUAAGUAAGAUAAGAACAUUACUUAUUCCUUCAGUCCAUACACCCUGCACCUUUUCAUUCACAUAUGUGCUCCUUAAUUUCAAAACACAGAAUUAAUUUGGGUAAAAAGACAAAAGUUAUGUUACUUUAAUACUGUGACAUAUCAUUGCUGUGACGUAACCAAGGUGCACCACAUAUCAUACAUUCUCCUCGCAAGCUUGUAUAUUUCCUUAAGUGGAGACAUUUUUGUACCAUAUGAAGAGAGAAAAUAACAUAAUGAGUCAUUUUGUGAUACAAAGACUGCAAACAGCUCAUGACAGCAGUUUGCAGAAUGGCGUAAAUAAGCAGUGUAUCCUUGCCUGUUUCAAUGAAUUCAAGAUGUAAGGAACGCUGAUUUAUUUGUUUUGGUAACACCAAUUUAAAGUUGAAACUGGUACAAAGCUACGGUAAUCCUCACGGGCUCAAAAUUAGCCCGACUGUAAUUUUGUGUCAAUUUCACCUUCACGGUCUUUUAUUGUGACGUGCAAGACUGUUUGUUAGUUUAAUUUUGUUGUUUGUGAAUAAAAGUUGUGUUGUUACCGAA
Messenger RNA from Dermacentor albipictus, 60788 nucleotides. The record is from RefSeq and is a predicted model, not a curated record. Lineage: Eukaryota; Metazoa; Arthropoda; Arachnida; Ixodida; Ixodidae.